AUGAGUGGAACCAGUCACCCAGAUAGCACAGGUGACCCUAGUCCCAUGGCUGACAACGUGCCCACAGAUCGAGGGGCUGGAGGCCGGCGGGGCAGCAAGUUCCGUCGAUCUGGUAGUUCUGUCCAGGCUGUGCAGGAGACCAUGAAGGAGAAGCAGGUCUGUUGGAUGAAUAGUCAUGGGGGAAUUUGAGUUGAGAACAACAAGUGAUGAGAACUUGUUCAAUGAAGGUUCAGCUGCCCAGGCCAAUGUGCUCACAGAGUCACAAUUGUAGCUACUAUCACUUCAUAGGAUUAUACAUAUUUUUUACUGUGGGCUGCUACAGACCCACCUUACACUACCUCUGUUUGCCUGAUGUGCACAGUACACCACCACAGUAAGAGUAACGUUAACACUUUGCCCUUUCAGGCCAGGUACAAGGAAUCAAGAGAAGCUCGAAAGAAGCUACUUACCCCUGGGCACAAGUACAUCUUUGAGAUCUUGGCUGACAGGCUCUCCCUCGAACUACAAGCAGUAGAAGACUUUGUUUUAGAUGCUCCAUCUGUGAGUAGAACUGUCAUUAAUAUGAAUCCCAACAAGCUGUUGAGGUUCCCUAUGAAUUGUUGUUGUCUGGUCAAAUCCUUUAACCUUUUACCUGCUUGAAUAUCAACAAAGAUCUGAGAUAUCUUGUAGACACUGUUUUCCCCCCACAGUUGGCACCAUUUGAUGAUUUCUUUGCCAAAGGAGGAAGUAAAACCAUCGCAUUUGUCUACCAAGAGACAGAAGUCCCAGGAAUAGGUGAAUGAAGGAUCAUUACCUCUGUAUUUCUUCAUAUUACAUAAAAUGCGUACUGUAGCGCCACAGUGGCACCAAGACAUUAUUGUUUUGUUGUUUCUCAAUUCAUUGAUUUUUGUGAAAUAGAUAUGAAACAUUUUAUUGUCUGUUUAUGUCACCCUUCACUCUGACCCAGACCUUUUAAAUGGCGCAAGUUCAGUUCAAUUCAAUUGAAUUUUAUUUUCUUUCAGAGUGUGGACGCACCUUUCCUGGAACUGCAAAAGGAGCCAUAAUAAUGAGACUAUUUUUAGCCAAUUUGUCUGAGACAUGUCUGACUGGAUUGUGCCCAUUCUUUGUACGAACUAAAAUUGACGUUCCUGUCAAUAUAAAAAACAUACAUGAGGUGAGAUAUUCUAUGAAAUAUCUACGGAAGGUAGAGACUUCUGAACUGAAGGACUAAGAUUUUGUAGAUAAUAUAAUCUAUGAUACCCUCAUAAUAGGUUCAUAUUGAAUACAUAAGAAUGCUCUAAUCAUGAGUUUUCUAACUGUUAAUGCUUGGUCAAUUUCCAUUCCGUUUCUUUUUGUAGGAGAUUUAUUUUUCUAUGCUGGAUGCCACUGAGGGUCUAUUGAAAGGCACCAGGAAUCUGUUGUCAAAGAUUAUGAUGCCAGCUGUCUGUGCAACAGAAAACUGGGGUGCCUUGAAUCAGUCGAAACAUGGAGAGAAGGAUAAACAAAACUUUAAAGACACAAUCACCCGCUAUAUUCAUUUCCUAGAUGGUGAGAGAGUUACAAUAAAACAAACUCGUGCACCCACACAUACACACACAGUAGGCCUACAGCAUCAUUACGUUCUUGUGUUUCGUGUGAUUUUGAGCUGGCAACAAGUCUAGUCAGUUUGUAAAAAGGUAGGCUACAGUUUGAUUUUUGAUGAUGUACUGCAGGAAUGCAAGCAUGCAUUGAAGGCACUGUUCAGCUGAAGACGGCCUCAAACAUUGAUUUCUCCAGGCUGGUAUCCUUUGAAGACGUAAAGGCAGCAGCAGCAGAUGUUGACAUGGUGCAUCAACUCGAGGAAGCGUUGAUGAUGUGGUACAAACAGAUUGAGCAGGUACACCCCAGUAUGACUGUCUAUGCACUAUGAACCUACACAUACUGUAACACGGCACAACUGUGAUAGAUGUUCUCACCACUCCGUAGUACUUUAAGACUUCUGUUCUUCAACUCUAUUUCUAUGACCACCAGGUCCUUACAGAGAGUGAUCAAAUGAGGAAAGAAGCUGAUGCCUCAGGACCUUUGACUGAGUUAGAGCACUGGAAGAGAAUGUCGGCCAAGUUCAACUCCAUCAUUGAGCACGUCAAGGGCCCUGAGUGCAAGGCCGUGGUCAAUGUACUCAAUAUCAACCGCUCCAAGACUCUAAAGGUACUAUCAUCACUUGGCUGUCCUCCUGAAGUGGCAAUGAAAAUGAAAUAUUUACCAUUACAUGCUCCAACAAAAUCUUGACAUUUUCCUGUUGUUGGUACUUAUUAUUUACUUUAGUUGUGGAGAGAGCUGGAUGCCAGAAUAACCGACUGUGCCAACGAGGCAAAGGAUAAUGUGAAAUUCCUGUACACCCUCGAAAAAGUCUGCCAACCUCUCUACAACUGUGACCCGGUAAAUAAAAUGAUGAAUUAGUCUUCAUUAUUGUGGGUUGAAAGGUUUUAUUCUACUUGAUUUCACAAGUGAACAUGUUUGAUUUCAGGUCACCAUGGCCAAGAGCAUUCAGAACCUUAUCAAUGCCAUUCGAAUGAUCCACAGUGUCUCACAAUAUUACAAUACAUCUGAACGAAUGACUUCACUCUUCAUCAAAGUACGUUUUUUCUCUGUAUUCCAUCAGAGAUAAUAAAAUAGUUAAUUGAAUUAUUAAUUAUGAAACAAAUUACCCUCUUGGCUUUACCAGCUAUGGGAAUGGACAUGGAAUUGAACUGGAGCGUGUCAUACAUUUCUGGUGCCUCAAAAGACGAGUAAAACAUAACACAUAUUUAAAGCUUGGUUGUUGUAAUAUUUGUCACUCAGGUCACAAAUCAGAUGGUUACAGCAUGCAGAGCAUACAUUACUGACAACGGCACCUCCGGAAUUUGGGAACAGGAUACACAAGACAUCAUCAAAAAGAUACAGGUGAUUGAUGAUGGCAUCAAAAAUAUGGUAAAUUCUACCCCUGAUUUACACUAGGCUUGAGUUUUGACAAUUUUUGGGGGUUGAUAGGAUUGUAUCUACUUGUUCCGGGAGUAUCAGUCCUGCUUCCACAAGACAAAGAAACAAACCCUGGAGAGGCCUGGGGAGAAACCCUUUGAGGUAUCAGAGAUGUACAUCUUUGGCAAGUUUGAGGGUUUCUGCAAGAGACUGGAGAAGGUAUGUACCACAUUAAAAUGCAGCCAACCUUUUCCUUAAAAAAACCGGAAGGCCUGCUGCUACACAUUUGAGAUUAAUGUAUUUCUUGUUUUCAGAUCACUCGGAUGAUCACAGCAGUAAAGACCUUCUCUGUCCUGGGACAGUCCACCAUUGAGGGCAUAGACACUCUGGCUUCCAAGUUCCAAAACAUCUACUUAACCAUGAAGAAGAAGCAGUAUGACAUCCUGGCCCCCAGAAAAGCAGAGUUUGAGGUGGACUUUGCCGAGUUCAUGGUUCAGAUAAGCAACCUCGAGGCAUGUUUUAUUAAACUUUGUUUGAGUAGAUGAGUCUAAAAUGUUUUGUUUUGUUUGUAGGUAAAGAAAAGCUCACAGCUUAACAUGUUGUCAGAGUUCUAAUUCCUAAUUCUAUGAUGUUGUCAUCCUUUAUUUCUUUAGAACCAGCUCCAGAUGUUCAUGAAUUCCUGUUUCUCCAAAAUCCUCUCGUCUCAGCAUGCCUUGUUUUUUCUGCAAAGGUAGACGACAUCACUAUAUAAAAACGAAAUCAACACUCAAACAAUUGUAAUAAAAAUAAGACCGGGUUCUCCCCAGGAUUUUUUAAGAAGGUGAUGCUGUUGAUUAUGGUGGGGGGGGGGGGCCCGUAGGGGGGCAGUGCCCCUCUUUCGACAUAGUAAAAAAAUAAAUAAUAAUAACUGUAACCGCCAUUCCUUGCAAUCUAGAGCCUUAAAUGAAAACAAAGUAUACACAAAAAUAAAAUAAGACAUAGUGGCGCAGCCAGUCCACAAGGUGGCGCAGCGCCGCUCUUACAUUCUUUGGGUAGAGCCAUGUCAGAGUUGUCUACCUCACAAAUGGAAUUAGCAUGCUGGUAUAUUUAACAUUUUCAGAACCAAAGAUGGAAAUGUUACUUUGACGUAUAGUUUUUUAAUUGUCUGUAGAUUUCAGAAGCUGAACAUGCCCUGUCUAAAGACAGAAAUCUCAAGCACAGUUGGGCUUAUUCUUCAGCACUACGUCUCAGAGCUGGAGUCUGUCAAGAAGGUAUGUUUAUAAAUGUAAUCCUUAGUCCUGAAGAUGAUCAGGUAGCCUAUAGGCACAGACGCAUUAUGGAUCAGACUUUAGCACAGUUUUCUUUAUCCAUGCAGCUCUACCAGAUUCACAGAGAGGACCCUCCAUUGGCCAGGAACAUGCCCCCUAUAGCUGGCAAAGUCCUCUGGAUUAGACAGCUCUACAGGAGCAUACAGGAACCCAUACACUACAUUGAGGUAGGUUCAAACCUCACAACAUGACCUAUAAGAUUUCUUGUACAGUUUCAGAAAUCUACUAAGAAUUUCAUCUACUGAGAAACAACACUAACUUCAAAUUUUUUCCACAGAAAAACUCAGAGAUCCUGUCUAGUCCAGAGGGAAAGGAGGUGGUGAGAAUGUACAACCGGACCGCAGCUGUGUUUGUGGAGUUUGAGCUUCUCUACCACAGAGCCUGGAUGAGGGAGGUCUCACAGCUCCAAUACGGUCAGCAGCCUACCCAUUUAUCUCAUCUGAUCUGAAUUCAUUGUUUUUUCUCAUAUUUCACAAAAUAUGCAUGUCUUUCCCUGUAUUUGAUAACAGCUUUACAAGCAACCUUAUUAGUCCGCCACCUGGACACAGGAAAACUACUCGUCAACUUCGAUCCCAAAAUCAUGGAGAUAGUGCGAGAGACAAAGUGCAUGCUGAAGAUGGGUCUGGAGGUUCCUGAUCAGGCUCUGCGUCUGGUCAAGACAGAGUGGUCGAUGAAAGCCAACAAACUUCGACUGGAGGUAAUAUCCUAGACAAUGCAGAGUCACAGACAUUAGAUUAACUGAUUAACCAUAUUGCCCUGAUUUAUUAUUGCAGACUUUACUGUGCAACUACGAGGCCAUCUGUGAGAAAAUACCUGCCGUUUUCUACAACCUGAUGGCAUCCAAGAUAAAAAAUGUAAGAAAGUUAAAAUGGUCUAAAAUACAGUAUGAUCCCUUGAAGGAGAGAUGUCACUGUUUGGAGACUAGCUAGUAUUACCUCCUAAAUUCAUUUAGGUUGUUUUAUUGUUUGUGGUUACUUUAGGUUGAGUCUGUGCUUCGCCACGGAUUGGUGUUACUCAACUGGUCAUCUCUCAUCUUGGACAACUUCUUUCAAAAUGUUGACACCGCCAUGUCUGAACUUAACCAUCUCCUAAAGAAGGUACACUGAAAAUACUGCAUUUAGUUCAAAUGUAGUUCAAUUGGAAAAUACUUGUUGAUGAGUCGUGUGCUCAACUUUGUGUUUCUCUUCAGGUGCGAGACAUCUGUGAGAUGCACAUUGAUACUGUCCUUCAAGACGUCUCCGAGACUGUGCUGAUCGAUCUCCCAGAGGACAGGCCCUCAUCACUGCAAGGCCUCAUCAGCACCAAUGAGGUAUGCCCAUCUAAUCGGUGGCAGGUAGCUUAGCAUUUAAGAGCGUUGGGCCAGUAACCGAAAGGUCGUUGGUUCGAAUCCCAGAGCCGACUUGGUGGAAAAUCUGGCCAUGUGGCCUUGGAGCAAGGCACUUAACCCUAAUUGCUCCUGUAAAUGACUAAAAUGUAAAUGUUGUGGGGAGACCUCAGUGUACAGUUUACAUUGCCUUGCAAAAGUAUUCAUCCCUUUUGGCGUUUUUCCUAUUUUGUUGCAUUACAACCUGUAAUUUAAAUGGAUCGUAAUCUAAAAAAUAAAUAACAGAAAAGUGGUGCGUGCAUAUGUAGUCACCUCCUUUGCUAUGAAGCCCCUAAAUAAGAUCUGUUGCAACCAAUUACCUUCAGAAGUCACAUAAUUAGUUAAAUAAAGUCCACCUGUGUGCAAUCUAAGUGUCACAUGAUCUCAGUAUAUAUACACCUGUUCUGAAAGGCCCCAGAGUCUGCAACACCACUAAGCAAGGGGCACCACCAAGCAAGCGGCACCACAAAGACUAAGUAGCUUUCCAAACAGGUCAGGGACAAAGUUGUGGAGAAGUACAGAUCAGGAUUGGGUUAUAAAAAAUAUCAGUAACUUUGAACAUCCCACGGAGCACCAUUUAAAUCCAUUUUUUAAUAUGGCACCACAACAAACCUGCCAAGAGAGGGCCGCCCACCAAAACCUACGGACCAGGCAAGGAGGGCGUUAAUCAGAGAGGCAACAAAGAGACCAAAGAUAACCCUGAAGGGGCUUUACAGAAGAGUGGCCAGAAAAAAGCCAUUGCUUAAAGUAAAAAAUAAGCAAACAGGCAUGUGGGAGACUCCCCAAACAUAUGGAAGAAGGUACUCUGGUCAGAUGCCUCUCCUUGUGCGGGCGGCUAUCAGCGGUCGUCGUCACCGGCUUUCUAGCUGCCACCGAUCUACGUUUCUGUGUUCCAUUUGUUUUGUCUGUAUUGUACACACCUGGUUCCCAUCACGUUAAUUUGUUUCCCUAUUUAAACCUCUGGUUCCCUCAUGGUGUUGUGCGUGAUUGUUCUUUGUUUUGUGUUAUAUACUGCUGUUUGCUGUUUUAUUUCCCUGCUUGGAAAGUAGAUUUGUUGCUUUUCCGAGUAAAGUUUGUCAUUUACUCAGUUCUGUGUCCUGCGCCUGUCUCCGUCCUACCACUGCAUCUUCAAAGUGGUAGGCAUGUUGUGUAUAUCAAAUGAUACAAACUCCCAAAAAAUCAAUUUUAAUUGCAGGUUGUAAGGCAACAAAAUAGGAAAAAUGCCAAGGGGGGUGAAUACUUUCGCAAGCCACUGUACUUUAGUUUAUUGGACUUUCAACAUUAUUACAGGUUUUUUAAAACAGUUGUUACUUUGCUGUUAUAAUAAAAACAUGAAUGUUGAAUAAAUUAGACAAUAGUCUGGUCCAAAGUUUUUAUAUUUCCUAAUUGCUAAUUACAGCUUUAAUCAGUUUCUAUGACCGCCUUCUAUGCACUGUCUCGUUGUUAGAUUUCUUAUUCUUACCAUGAAAUUGCUGUGACUCUGUUUUGUAGAACCAGUCAAAGGAGUGGGCAGAAAUGUUGGACCACAAAAGCAGACAUGUUGAAGAGGCAGUGAAGGAGCUGAUUGAGAUAUUCAAUACUAUUUACGAGUCAAAAGAAGUCAAGAAACCUGUGGAAGUACCAGUUGUUAAAGGUAUUUCAUGAGAAACCCUGUAAAGAACCGGAAACUCUUAAUAUCUCAUCUCAUCAACAUACUCAUAAACAUCCUCAUCAAAUUUAAACGUAACUCAUUUUGUAUUCCAGAGCGGAAGAAUGUGGCAUUCUCGGAAGAAGUUGACACCUCCGUUGAUGAUGAUCAUAGCGAUGACAAAGAAUCUGACAAAGAAGAUGACUUUGAGAAGGUAAGUAUCUUCCUGUACUGACUCCACCAAAAUAUACUGUACAUUUGUGAGAACAGGGCGCUUCAAUGCUUUAAACAACAAUCCUGAUCCUAGGAGUGCAAAGAGAUGUACGCCUGGUUCAGCACCAAGCUACUUGACGCCUUGGUCAAAGCAACAAGGUUAUCUCUGGACACACUGAAAAGAAGAAUCUUCGUUGCGACGUAAGUAUGCAUGGGUUGUCAUAUACAGUAUUAUCCCUUGGUUUAGCUAAAAGAGAUUAAUUGUAGCUGUAUAGCUCGAAAUGUUGGGCUAAUAUUCUCAGUUGAGUCAUUUGAAGGAGUGUAAAGAUUUUAUUCAGAGUCUCUUACUUCUCUGUUCAGCUUGUCAGCAAGAAAGGGACGUUUCAGCCAAUCACAACCAAGCACAGAGGAGCUGGUGACUUUUAUCAAAUCCGAAGUCCACCUGACCAUACCCAAUGUGGUGAGUUCAUUUUAGAUUCAAUUUGAAAUGUUUUAUUUAAUAUAAUUACAUUCUUACAUUUUGCACCAGGUGAUGGUACCCAGUUUGGAUGACAUCCAGCAGGCCAUCAACCGGCUGGUCCACCUGGUGCUGGAGGUGAGCCGGGGAGUGACCCGUUGGGGACAGGAGCACCACCACAAAGGCAAGCCCAAGUCUGGCAGUAAGACUCAGCCACCAUCUUAUCUUACCACUAAACACAGAUUGUACAUUUCUCCACUUGUGAAAAUUCACUGUUAGAAUUAGGAAUCAUACAACUUCCCAGGAAAUAGAAUACUGUAUUUUGCAGUCCUUUGAAUUGUGUUGACAUUGAUAACACAAUGAGUAUUGAUUUACAUUUUUACAUUUACUUCAUUUAGCAGACGCUCUUAUCCAGAGCGACUUACAAAUUGGUGCAUUCACCUUAUAGCCAGUGGGAUAACCACUUUACAAUUUUUUUAUUUUUUUUUAUUUUUUGGUGGGGUAAGGGGGGUGUAGAAGGAUUACUUUAUCCUAUCCCAGGUAUUCCUUAAAGAGGUGGGGUUUCAAAUGUCUCCGGAAGGUGGUGAGUGACUCCGCUGUCCUCGCGUUGUGAGGGAGCUUGUUCUACCAUUGGGGUGCCAGAGCAGCGAACAGUUUUGACUGGGCUGAGUGGGAACUGUGCUUCCGCAGAGGUAGGGGAGCCAGCAGGCCAGAGGUGGAUGAACGCAAUGCCCUCGUUUGGGUGUAGGGACUGAUCAGAGCCUGAAGGUACGGAGGUGCCGUUCCCCUCACAGCUCUGUAGGCAAGCACCAUGGUCUUGUAGCAGAUGCGAGCUUCAACUGGAAGCCAGUGGAGUGUGCGGAGGAGCGGGGUGACGUGAGAGAACUUGGGAAGGUUGAACACCAGACGGGCUGCGGCAUUCUGGAUGAGUUGUAGGGGUUUAAUGGCACAGGCAGGGAGCCCAGCCAACAGCGAGUUGCAGUAAUCCAGACGGGAGAUGACAAGUGCCUGGAUUAGGACCUGUGCCGCUUCCUGUGUAAGGCAGGGUCGUACUCUCCGAAUGUUGUAGAGCAUGAACCUACAGGAUCGGGUCACCGCCUUGAUGUUAGCGGAGAACGACAGGGUGUUGUCCAGGGUCACGCCAAGGCUCUUCGCACUCUGGGAGGAGGACACAACGGAGUUGUCAACCGUGAUGGCGAGAUCAUGGAACGGGCAGUCCUUCCCCGGGAGGAAGAGCAGCUCCGUCUUGCCAAGGUUCAGCUUGAGGUGGUGAUCCGUCAUCCAUACUGAUAUGUCUGCCAGACAUGCAGAGAUGCGAUUCGCCACCUGGUUAUCAGAAGGGGGAAAGGAGAAGAUUAGUUGUGUGUCGUCUGCGUAGCAAUGAUAUGAGAGGCCAUGUGAGGAUAUGACAGAGCCAAGUGACUUGGUGUGUAGCGACAUGAAGGAUUAUUUAACUUGAGUUGUUUUCUCAGCAGGGAAGCUGAAGAACUUCUAUCAGAGCGUAGCUGAACACAAGGACAUCUGUAAGCUGGUGGUCCUCCUCACAUCAGCAGUCAACUCUCUGAGGAAACCGGCCAGUGAUGUUCUCAAGCAGUUCCAUCCCUUUAAGGUGGUCUGGGCAGAGGACAGACAGAUUAAGGUCAAGGUGUGUCAAUGCUAAGUCACAAACUUUUUUUAGUUACUAUUUGCUUGUUUACUACAAACUAAGUUGACAUGUAAUAAUAUAAUAAUUUGGUGGGUGCUGAUAUUUGUCCUGUGUCACACAUGGACAAGUUUGUAUUAAACGCAUGUGUGAACUGGAAACGUUUUUUUUUUGCAUAUCCCAACUCCCCCUGAGACACCUUCAGAGAGUGGGGUCACUGCCAGGGUCAGCAACCUUUCGGAUACUGGCCCAACACUCUAAUCGCUAGGCUACCUGCCGCCCAUAUUGGGUGCAUCGACAGCGUUGUUUUUCCUUCUCACUAACCUGUGGAAUCUUAUCUCUUCUUUGAAUAGGAGUUCAUGGACAGCAACCCCUACCUGACUCAGAUCAAAUCUGAAAUUCUGCACUACGUGGCAUUCGAACAGGAGAUUGAUGAAAUCAAGCCUAGCAUUAUUUUGGGGUCCAUUGAAUUGUCAACAGGUAUGGCGUAUACAAACUAGGCCUUUAACUCAUGAGCGCUUAAUGAAACCUUCAUAAGCCCUUUAAAAGGCCUACAUACUGUAAAUGCUUCACAAGUCUUUGAUACUUAGUAAACCACAAAUAAUUGGCUAGCUAUUUAUUUUGUGAUCAUUUUCCUUUCUCCUAGCUCCGCUGAAGAUGUCUCUGACAGUCGAGGCAAAGGCCUGGAAGAAGCUCUUGUGCAAAUACCUGAAUGAGCAGUACAAAAAGAAAAUGAUGGAGAUCAUGACUUUCACUGGAGAACACCUGAAAAAGCUCUCCAGGCCUAUCGCAGACCUGGAGGAUGUGCGUUUCGCCAUGGAAGCCCUGUCCAAAAUACGAGACUCCGAGAUCAAGAUAGACAUGACCCUGGGACCCAUUGAGGUAAAAAUUCAAACUAUGGCUUAUAAUUUGUGGGAUUGCAAUGGUAGGAGAUUGCACAGAUACAUAUUUGUGAAGUACUUUUCUCAUACUAUCUGUUAUGUCUGCUAGGAAGCCUAUGGGAUCCUGAAUAGAUUUGAAGUGGAGGUGACCAAAGAGGAAGCGGAGGGGGUGGAUACUCUCAGAUACUCCUUCAUCAAACUGCAGUCCAAAGCGGUCAGUUGAAAUGGUUAACUACUAUACAUUUAUCCUGUGGAAUAACUAAUGUUUGCAACUCAGUUGUACAUUUUUGACGAAUUACAUAUGGUAUUAUGUAGUCAAAAUAGCAAUUUUGUUUAUUUUGUUACCCCAGAGAUCAGUGCAAGACCAGCUGGUUCGUGUGCAGCCCAAGUUCAAACGGAACCUGUUGGAAUCAGUCACUGUUUUCCAAAAGGAUGUUGUGAUGUUUACAGACCAGUAUGAACUGGUAAAGAAGAAAUUCACACAUUGUAUUUAUUUACUUCAGUUACCACACAGUAGAUACAUACAGUGCAUUCAGAAAGUAUUCAGACCCCUUGACUCUUUCCACAUUUUGUUACGUUAGUCUUAUUCUAAAAUUGAUUAAAUUGUUUUUUUCCUCUCAUCAAUCUACACCAAAUACCCCAUAAUGACAAAGCAAAAACAGAUGUAGAAGUGUUUGCAAAUUUCUUCAAAAAAAAAAACGGAACUAUCACAUUUACGUAAGUAUUCAGACCCUUUACUCAGUACUUUGUUGAAGCACCUUUGGCAGCGAUUACAGCCUUGUCUUCUUUGGUAUGAUGCUACAAGCUUGGCACACCUGUAUUUGGGGAGUUUCUCCCAUUCUUCUCUGCAGAUCCUCUCAAGCUCUGUCAGGUUGGAUGGGGAGCAUCGCUGUACAGCUAUUUUCAGGUCUCUCCAGAGAUGUUCGAUCGGGUUCAAGUCCGGGCUCUGGUUGGACCACUUAAGGACAUUCAGAGACUUGUCCCGAAGCCACUCCUGCGUUGCCUUGGCUGUGUCCUUAGGGUUGUUGUCCUGUUGGAAGGUGAACCUUCACCCCAGUCUGAGGUCCUGAGCGCUCUGGAGCAAGUUUUCAUCAAGGAUCUCUCUGUACUUUGCUCCGUUCAUCUUUCCCUCGAUCCUGACUAGUCUCCCAUUCCCUGCCGCUGAAAAUCAUCCCCACAGCAUGAUGCUGCCACCACCAUGCUUCCCCGUAGGGAUGGUGCCAGGUUUCCUCCAGAAGUGAUGCUUGGCAUUCAGGCCAAAGAGUUCAAUCUUGGUUUCAUCAGACCAGAGAAUCUUGUUUCUCAUGGUCCGAGAGUCCUUUAGGUGCCUUUUGGCAAACUCCAAGCAGUCAUGUGCCUUUUUACUGAGGAGUGGCCACUCUACCAUAAAGGCCUUAUUGGUUGAGUGCUGCAGAGAUGGUUGUCCUUCUGGAAAGUUCUCCCAUCUCCACAGAGGAACUCUGGAGCGCUGUCAGAGUGACCAUCAGGUUCUUGGUCACCUCCCUGACCAAGGCCCUUCUCCCCCGAGCUCUAGGAUGAGUCUUGGUGGUUCCAAACUUUUUCAGUUUAAGAAUGAUGGAGGCCACUGUGUUCUUGGGGACCUUCAAUGCUGCAGACAUUUUUUGGUAUCCUUCCCCAGAUCUGUGCUUGGAAACAAUCCUGUCUCUGAGCUCUACGGACAAUUCCUUCGACCUCAUGGCUUGGUUUUUGCUCUGUCGUGCACUGUCACCUGUGGGACCUUAUAUAGACAGGUGUGUGCCUUUUCAAAUAAUGUCCAAUCAAUUGAAUUUACCACAGGUGGACUCCAAUCAAGUUGUAGAAACAUCUCAAAGAUGAUCAAUGGAAACAGGAUGCACCUGAGCUCAAAGUCUCAUAGCAAGGGUCUGAAUACUUAUGUAAAUAAGGUAACCUGUUUUUGCUUUGUCAUUAUGGGGUAUUGUGUGCCUUUUCAAAUCAUGUCCAAUCAAUUGAAUUGAUGAGGGAAAAAAAUAAUUUACUCAACUUUGGAAUAAGGCUGUAACGUAACAAAAUAUGGAAAAAGUCAAGGGGUCUGAAUAAUGUCAGAAUGCACUGUAGGUCAUUAUUGGGGUCAUUGUUUGUUGUAGGAGGGCCCAAUGGUGCCUGGGAUAGUUCCCAACGAGGCCAGCACCAGGCUGCAGAUAUGCCAGGUAACACUAACACACACACACCACAGACACUACACACACCACACCACACCACACAUAUACUCAACAUAGACAAGUUUUCCAGGUAAUAUACACAAAACAAAUAAACUUGUCUUUCAUGUGAUGCGCAUAGACGCACACAAAAGGGUUUUACAGCAGUUAAUCUACACAGAUGUGUUACAUGCGUCAUGGGUGUUUUUCUUUUUCUUCAUAUCUUCAGGCCAGAUUUGAUGACCUGUGGAGGAAAUUCAUCACCUACUCGUCAGGAGAGCAGCUCUUUGGCCUACCAGUCACAGAUUAUGAGGCUCUGCAAAAAACACGGUAAACUGUAAUGGAUGUUAUUCACCAUAGACAUACAAUCAGUGGCCAUUUAGUACUGGGUCAGACCCCCCCUUUGCCUACAGAACAGCCUGAAUUCAUUGGGGCAUGGAAACGUUGCUCAAUUGGUUUCAAGGGAACUAACAUGUGCCAGUAGGAAAACAUUCCUGACACCAUUACACCACUGCCACCAGCCUGUACCAUUGAUACCAGACAGGAUGGGGUCAUUGACUCGUACUGCUAAUGACAAAUCUUGACUCUGCCAUCAGCAUGAUGCAACAAGAACCGGGAUUCGUCGGACCAGGCAAUGUUUUUCCACUCCUCAAUUGUCCAGUGUUGGUGAACUCGUGCCCACUGGAGCCACUUCUUCUUGUUUUUAGCUGAUAUGAGUUGAACCAGGUGUGGUCGUCUGCUGCAAUAGGCCAUCCGUGACAAGGACCGACGAGUUGCGUUCCGAGAUGCCGUUCUGCACACCACUAUUGUACUGCGCCGUUAUUUGCCUGUUUGUGGCCCGCCUGUUAGCUUACACAAUUCUUGCCAUUCUCCUUUGACCUCUCAUCAACAAGCUGUUUUCACCCACAGGACUGCCGCUGACUAUACGUUUUUAGUUUGUCGCACCAUUCUCAGUAAACCCUAGACACUGUUGUGCGUGAUAAACCAAGGAGGCCGGACGUUUCUGAGAUACUAGAACUGGCGCACCUGGCACAGACGAUAAUACCGCUCUCAACGUCGCUUAGGUCACUCGUUUUGCCCAUUUUAACGUUCAGUAGAACAGUAACUAAAUGCCUCGAUGGCUCUCUGCCUGCAAACCACGGCCACGUGACUCACUGUCUGUAGGAGUGAAAAAAAUUUGUGAACUGGGUGGUGUACCUAAUAAACUGGACACUGAGUGUAUAUACUCCACAUAUACAGAUAUUCUUAUAGGUCAUCUAGGUUUAUAUACAAUACAUCAUUGGUUGUCACUUGUAGAACGAUCAUAUCACUGAAAUUAUGACUGUCUGAUAUUCAAUACUUCUUGUUUCAUCAACAGUGUAGUUAGAUGACAAGAUAAAGAUGAUACUAUUUAUUUUGUCACCAUAGAAAAGAGCUGAGUCUACUCCAGAAGUUGUAUGGACUCUAUGACACCGUGAUGGCCAAAAUUAGUGGAUACUACGACAUUCUAUGGACAGAGGUGGACAUUGAGGCAAUCAACGCAGAGCUUUUGGACUUCCAGAAUAGGUACUGUACUUUUGCUGUCGUGUUAUAUUUCUGCUGAUUCAGAAUUACCUUGCUGUUUCCUUUCAUAGGUCAUAUCAUUAGGGGAGCAAAAUGAAAAUGAGCGUGUUUUAUUGGACAGAUAGUACCUCCCUGUUUCACUCUGUUUUGGAAUCUUUCUUUUUCGUUUUGUGCCUACUGAACACUACCCUGUUGUUGAGAUGUAAUGAAUAUUUUGACCACUAGGUGUAAGAAGCUGCCCAAAGGCCUGAAGGACUGGCAGGCAUUUUUGGACCUGAAGAAGAGGAUCGAUGACUUCAGCGAGUCUUGCCCCCUGCUGGAGAUGAUGGCCAUCAAGGCCAUGAAGCAGAGGCACUGGGACCGCAUCACCGGCCUGACGGGCAAAAAGUUUGAGGUGGAGUCAGACACUUUCGCCCUGCAGAACAUCAUGGAGGCAAACCUGUUGAAAUACAAGGAGGACAUUGAGGUUAGUGUUAUAAUACACAAUUAAAUUAAAUCUUUAUUACAGGGAAAUCCAUGAUGAUAGCAUAGCUAUGUUAGCUUAUAUUUGCUUAUUUUACAGGCUUAAAGCAUUAUUUAAUCUUUGAUGUAGUGUUUCUGUAGUGGUCUUCCCCACUGUUUGACAUGUUAACUGUCCUGUCUUGUUGUGCCUCAGGAUAUCUGCAUCUCGGCGGUCAAGGAGAAGGACAUUGAGGCCAAGCUGGCCCAGGUGGUGGAUGUGUGGUCCAGUCAGUCUCUGAGCUUCAUGACCUUCAAGGGCCGAGGAGAGCUGAUGCUGAAAGGGACAGAGACCUCUGAGAUAGUCGCUACCAUGGAGGACAGUUUGAUGCUGCUGGGAUCAUUGCUGAGCAACAGGUAUGAACAACUAACUGACUUGGCUACAGAUAAUGACCUUCACUUGAUCAAAGUCAGGUGUUGUUGUUGGUAGAAUGUUAAUGCUGCCAGACUCUUACCUUGCCCUUACAUCUUUGCAUAGAUACAAUGCUCCGUUCAAGAAAGACAUUCAGAACUGGGUCUUCAAGUUGUCUACCUCAUCUGACAUUAUUGAGCAGUGGCUUAUCGUCCAGAACCUGUGGGUGUAUUUGGAGGCUGUGUUCGUGGGAGGUGACAUUGCCAAACAACUGCCACAGGUACUGCACGAAUGCCCAUCUGCAGAUCAGCAAAACAUUUGAUUUAUGCAUCUUGAUCAUAUAAAGGAUCUCCACACUGUAGCAAAACAUAAUGCCAAUAUUCAAACAUAUGUCUUCAACAUGAAGAAAUAUUCCCAGCAAUCGUGUUGCAUGGCAAUAUACUCUAGUUUUCUGAUUCUGACAUUAUAUUUUUUCUCCCUUUAGGAAGCCAAGCGCUUCCAGAACAUUGACAAGUCGUGGAUCAAGAUCAUGCAGCGUGCCCAUGAGAUCCCCAACGUGGUGCAGUGCUGCGUGGGAGACGAGACCAUGGGUCAGCUGCUGCCUCACCUGCAGGAGCAGCUGGAGCUCUGCCAGAAGUCUCUCACUGGGUACGGAUAAAGACUGUUCAGCUCAAACUGUUUAGCAUUGGCACCUCUUUCAUCUGACUACGUUACUUGAACUCAACAGGUACCUGGAGAAAAAGAGGCUCCAGUUCCCCAGGUUCUUCUUUGUUUCUGAUCCCUCCCUCUUGGAAAUCCUGGGACAAGCUAGCGAUCCACACACAAUUCAGGUAGCAGCGGCUCUUAGAACAGCAGAGAUUUGUCUAAAUAAAAAGAGAUGCACAAUGACUCAGAUAAGGGAAACUCUCUUUUCCAGCCUCAUCUCCUUGGUGUGUUUGACAAUGUUAACGAAGUGGAAUUCCACGCCAAAGAUUAUGACAAGAUUUUGGCUGUCAUUUCACAAGAAGGAGAGAAAGUGCCGGUAUGCAACAUUAUCAUUAUGAUCAAAUGCAAUACUCACUAUGAUCUCGUGUGUGUGUGUGUGUAUUAAUAAUAAUUUGGUAGGUGCUUAUAUUUGUCCUAUUUCACAUGUGUGAAUUGGAAAUCAGUUUUUUGCAUAUCCCAACUCUCCCUGAGACACCAGGGCCAGCCAUUAUCAGCAGAAACCCUGGAGCAAUUAGGGUUAAAUGCGUCGCUCAAGGGCACAUCAACAGAUUUUUUAACCUUGUCGGCUCCGGGAUUCGAACCAAACCUUUCGCCACCCUCUGUGUAUGUGUGUGUGUGUGCGUGCGUACGUGUGUACAUGUGUGUGUGCGUGCGUGCAUAUGUAUUUGUGUGCGUGUGUCUGUGUGUGUGAGUGACCGCUCACAUGUAUCUGUUUGCAGCUGGACCACCCAGUGAUGGCGAGGGGGCCUGUGGAGCUGUGGCUGGGAGAGCUGCAGAUGCAGCAACAGGCCUCUCUACACUCUGUCAUCAAGGCUGCUGACCUCCAGAUCAACGACUCAGGCUUUCAGCUCCUCACCUUCCUCAACCAGUUCCAAGCACAGGUGGAGAGAGCAACCUAUAAAUCCAUUAUAUGAACCAGAAUGAUGAAGAAUAUCCAUUUAGGAUCAAUUGUAGGAUCAAUUGUCAACUCGGGAUCAAUUGUUGAAUCAUAGGAUCGAUCAAUUGUCAAAAAUAUAUGUAAUUAGAAUUAGUGUAUCAUUGAUAUCUUUGUUUUCUCAGGUGGGCCUGCUUGGCAUCCAGAUGCUGUGGACACGGGACUCGGAGGAGGCGCUGCGCAACGCCAAAGACGACAAGAAGAUCAUGCCAACCACCAACCAGAAGUUCCUGGAUCUGCUCAACACACUGAUUUCACAGACCACCCACGACCUGACCAAGUUUGAUCGUAUCAAGUUCGAGACGCUCGUCACAAUCCACGUGCACCAAAGGGACAUCUUUGAUGACCUAGUGAGUCGCUGGAAAAUAAAACAUUCUUAUGUCUCUAAGUUACAUUUUAGAACAUUUACAUUUUGGGUUUUGGGUUCAAACACAAAGCUAUUUAAAUGUUUUGCUAUUCCUUUUCAGGUCAAAAUGCACAUCAAGUCAACCACUGACUUUGAGUGGCUGAAGCAGAGCAGGUUCUACUUCAAGGAGGACUUGGAUCAUGUCUUAGUGUCCAUUACCGACGUCGACUUUGUUUACCAAAACGAAUUCCUGGGUUGCACUGACCGUCUGGUCAUCACCCCUCUAACUGACAGGCAAGAAAAGAUGAUGCUGGUUCCUGUGUGUGUGUGUGUGUGUGGUGAAGAUCUUUCCUUAGUGAAAUGUUCAAUAACCAUGAUGUCAAACCAUCAAUUUAUAGGUGCUACAUCACACUAUCUCAGGCUCUGGGCAUGAGCAUGGGCGGCGCCCCAGCCGGGCCAGCCGGUACAGGGAAGACUGAGACCACUAAAGACAUGGGCCGCUGUCUGGGGAAAUACGUGGUGGUCUUCAACUGCUCUGACCAGAUGGAUUUCAGAGGACUUGGCAGAAUCUACAAAGGUGAAUAAUUGAUGCAAUUGAGUUGAUUUCAUUAUGUCAACUCAAUGGCAACAAUUGGAAGUGUGCCCUCUUUUCUCUAUGGGCAAGCUAGGCUAAUCAUUUUGGGAUGCUAAUGUUAGUAGUCAGUUGUCUAAUGCAGUGGUUCCCAAACUGUGGGGCACGCCCCAUAGGGGGGGUGCGAGGGGUCGGCAGGUGGGGCGCGGGGUCCCGUCCCCCCAGUUUAGUUUUUUUAAAGGAACUCAGUCCGGCUUUAAACUUACUCUUGAAAGUUGUAAUAGUAGAACGCACAAGGUGCAAUUUUGAAAUUGUGUAGUGCAUAAUCAGUUCCUCUUGUUACGUUAGUCAUUGCAUACCUUUUGAGAGCUAUUUAUAACUUGUCCAGAAAUGUCCAGCUCAACUAGCCUAUGUCAGCAAAACAUUUUCUAGCCCAUAGGUAUUGUACUUUUUUAGUCUCUAAAAUCACAUUAAUACAAAUUAGACAUGGCAAAAUGUAUUGAAUUGCAAGAAAAUUUGCUUUAAAACGGCAAAGUUUUCUUUGCAUUCCAUGACAAAAUGUGUAGAAUUGCAGGAAAUAAGCUUUAAACCUGCAAAAUUCUUUCCACCAACAACGGGCCGUGAACAGUUUGUCAUGAACAGUGCUUGUGCCCAUAGAAAUAGACGUGGCGCGUGCGUGCACAGGGGGGGCGCGGGAUGUUCCCCAAUGCUGGAAGGGAGGCCCGAGUGAAAAAGUUUGGGAACCCCUGGUCUAAUGUCAGUUGUUAAUGUUGGUCUUCUGCUUACUUCCAGGUCUUGCCCAGUCUGGCUCCUGGGGCUGCUUUGACGAGUUCAACAGAAUUGACUUGCCUGUGCUGUCUGUAGCUGCACAGCAGAUCUACAUCGUUCUCUCAUCCCGUAAAGACCGCAAAACACAAUUCAUCUUCACCGACGGGGACUUAGUCAGUCUGAACCCAGAAUUUGGGCUGUUUAUCACCAUGGUGAGUGGGAGGCAAGACAACAAAGCUUUGCCAUUAGUCACUGAGUACAAGCUCUUUGACAAGCAGCAUGUAUAAAGCUUUUGAAUACCAACAUGUUUUCAUGUUAUCCUGUUAUUUCAUAGAACCCUGGUUAUGCUGGGCGUCAAGAGCUGCCAGAGAACCUGAAAGUACAGUUCAGAACUGUGUCCAUGAUGGUGCCAGACAGACAGGUGGGUUGAGUUCCCUUCCCUCAGGUUAACUACCACACUGGGAUUGUAACCCACUGUGUCUUAGCUGCCGGUCAACAAUGUGUUCCCCAUUGUUUUCCAGAUCAUCAUGAGGGUGAAAUUGGCCAGCUGCGGUUUCAUUGAAAACGUUGUCUUGGCCCAGAAGUUCUUUGUGCUCUACAAACUGUGCGAGGAGCAACUGACAAAGCAGGUGAAUGCAGAGGCAGUCAUCCCUGUCUGUACUGGCCUUUUAAAGAACAAGAAUAAAUGAACUGCUACACUAAGACUGACAGUCAAUCCAUCCUAUCAGGUCCACUAUGACUUUGGUCUGAGGAACAUCCUGUCCGUGUUGAGAACCCUGGGGGCCAAUAAGCGAGCCCGACCACAAGACACAGAGUCCAGCAUUGUGAUGAGAGUGCUGCGCGACAUGAACCUCUCCAAACUGGUAUGAAAAGAGACAUCAUCAGCAAAACUAUUGAUCCUCAUUAUUAUGUUUUUUACAUGCUAACACGCUAACAUAUUUUGUCUCUUUGGUGCUUCUCCCUGCCAGGUGGAUGAGGACGAGCCUCUCUUCCUCAGUCUGAUCAGUGAUCUGUUCCCAGGGAUCCAGCUGGACGGGAGCACCUACGCUGAGCUGCAGGUUGCCGUGGCCAACCAGGUGGAGCUGGCAGGCCUCGUCAACCACCCUUCGUGGAACCUCAAACUUGUUCAGGUGACACUUUUAGUUCUGUGCUCAGUCACAUACUUUUACAAGUGCUGAUUGCACUGGUGUGUAACCAAAGAUAGAUAGAUAUAUAUAUAUAUAUAUAUAUGAACACAAAGUGAAUAUAUGUUUGAAUGAUUGAUUUAAGAAAAGGUUUAUAGUAAUAAAGUUACCCUCCAAAGAGGGUGAAAUAAAACAUUUGCUCUUGUGUGUGUCAGCUUUACGAGUCGUCGCGUGUGCGUCACGGCCUGAUGACACUCGGCCCCAGUGGAGCUGGGAAGACCGCUGUCAUCAACAUCCUGAUGCGGGCCUUGAGCGAGUGUGGAACGCCCCACAGGGAGAUGAGGAUGAACCCCAAGGCCAUCACGGCCCCCCAGAUGUUCGGGCGUCUGGACGCCGCCACUAACGACUGGACUGACGGCAUCUUCUCCACGCUGUGGAGGAAGACUCUGAAAACCAAGAAGGGUACAACUGUCCGACUGAAUGCACCUUGGGAUACAGUAUUGAUAUGGUGUUACCAUCUGUGAGAGCAUUGUUAGAUGAAUUAGUGUUCAAAUGGUUCAACCUCUGAAUAAGGAUUUUCUCUCGACAAUCCAGCCACAGAGCUUCCAAGGGAGUAACAAUUAGAAACAUUUAUUACAUUUACAUUUACAUUUUAGUCAUUUAGCAGACGCUCUUAUCCAGAGCGACUUACAGGAGCAAUUAGGGUUAAGUGCCUUGCUCAAGGGCACAUCGGCAGAUUUUUCACCUAAUCGGCUCGGGGAUUAGAACCAGUGACCUUUGGGGUACUGGCACAACGCUCUUAACCACUAAGCUACCUGCCGCCCUAUGUUGGAUAGUCAAUCUUCUGUGGGUGAACAAACUAAGUACCAUGUUAAAUAUUACGUUUUUGGGAAACUCACCACUUUUUGUUGUAGGAGAGAACAUUUGGAUCGUCCUGGAUGGCCCUGUGGAUGCCAUCUGGAUUGAGAACCUCAACUCUGUUCUGGAUGACAACAAGACCCUGACCCUGGCCAAUGGUGAUAGGAUCGUCAUGUCCCCAGCCUGUAAGCUGGUGUUUGAGGUGCACAACAUGGACAACGCCUCCCCGGCCACCGUGUCCCGCGUGGGCAUGGUCUUCAUGAGCUCCUCGGCUCUCAGCUGGAGGCCAAUACUGCAGGUACAGGGCUUAUUAUGCAAUAACACAAAUCAAAGUGCUCCUUAUUAUUAUACUCAGUGUGUGGAUAGUGUAAGACUUUCUUCAAUAAUCCAGUGAAAUUUUCUAACUGGCCAUUGUAUUCAAUAUCAGAUAUGUGCCAAAUGGCAAUAUGCUUUGUGUUACAGACAGAGGAUGUCAGGGUGGCGUAACUUUUAAAAAAUCUUCAGAUUCCCCUAAUGUGCUUAGUCCUCAUAAUGACCUAGUUAUGACUAAGUAUAAUGUUCUGUAUGUUGUAGGGAUGGGCUUACAAACGCAGUGCAGUGGAGGCAGACAAUAUCAUGAGUCUGUAUGACAAAGUCUUUGAGGAUGCCUACGUGUACUUGAAGCAAAGCCUCAAGCCCAAAAUGGAGCUUUUGGAGUGCAACUACAUCAUGCAGGUAUGAAUUAAAUGCCUUCAGUAUUUUGUAACCUUAAUUUAAUCAUCACUCUGUUCCAAUAUUCACACUAGCAUACCACUUAAAAUGAAGCCUUGUAUUGGGCAUGCAUUCUAAGUGCUAUUCAAGUAUGGAUAUUGGAACAUAGCCUAAGAGUCUCUUGAGAUAAACAAUCUCUAAUUUUCCCUUUUUUAUAUACAUAUUACUAUGUAUGAUAACUGACCCCAUGUCUGUGACUGUAUGUGUUCAGUCAGUGAACCUUCUGGAGGGCCUGAUCCCCACUAAGGAGGCGGGGGGCCUGGUCAGCAGUAUGCAGCUGGAGCGCCUCUUUGUCUUCUGCCUGAUGUGGAGCGUGGGAGCCCUACUGGAGCUGGAGGACAGGGAAAAGCUGGAGGCCUUCAUCAGGGCCCAUGAGAGCAAGGUGGACAUUCCCAAAACACAGCCCGGAGAGACCAUCUUUGAGUAUAUGGUCAACCAGAACGGUAAGUUUAUUCAUAGCCCAGAAGGUCAGAAAACGUAAAAAUAUGUUAACAAAAUGUGUUUUAUAACCCGUAUACAACCUGUCCAUGACGUCACGAGAGUCAUAAUGACAUCAUUGCACUGUUUUGUCCCAUACCCACUGGGGCUGUUUUUCCUGGAUCCCUAUGGGUCUUGGUUGCUGCACUGUACGGUACUAUAUGUGGGCAGUGCUCUGUAUAUGAUGCAGGCGUUUCUGUUUCAGGUAACUGGGACCAUUGGAAUAACUAUGUGGUGGAGUACAUCUAUCCCACUGACUACGUGCCAGAUUAUGCCGCCAUACUGGUUCCCAAUGUGGACAACACCAGAACCAGUUACCUUUUGGAGACUAUUGCAAAACAGCGUAAGGUACUGUACACACACACUGUCACAAACGAGACUCCCGCUGUUCCUCCUGCUCACCACCAGAGGGAACCCUCUCCUGAGUAUUAAACCCCUGAACUACAUUUCCCACAUACCUGGCUCUGAUUACCGUUGCACCUGACUCCCAUCAGUAGACUAUUUAGGUGCUCUCAAACUCUCUCUCUUUGCGAAGUCUUGUUUACCCUGGUGAUCAUUUCUGAGCGUUUUCGCCUGUGUCUGUCUGCCCGUGGAUUUACUCUGGACUGUUUUUCCCUCCUUGAUUCUUUGCUGCCUGCCCUGGACUAUAUUCUUUACUGGACUGAUUUUUGUAAGCUUGCUGCCAGCCCUGACCUUAUGCCUGUACCUGGAUUACGAGUUGCCUUAUCCCUACUGUUGUGUCUGCUGGCGAUUGACCCUGUUUGUACGACCAAGAUUGUAAUAAAACUGCAAAUGGAUCCUCACUCUCCUGGAGCGUCAGUACACACACACACACACAUUGGGUCAAUUGGGUUAAGUCGUCUCGAUAACAUGUUGGUGUAAUCAUAACGUUUUUACAGGCUGUGUUACUCAUUGGGGAACAAGGAACUGCCAAGACAGUGAUGAUUAAAGGCUACACCAACAAGUACGACCCUGAGACAGACCUGUCCAAAUCACUGAACUUUUCUUCUGCUACUGAGCCUACCAUGUUUCAGGUGAGAUAUGGAUACAUUAUAUACAUUACACAGUAUAUUACAUAUACAUCAUAUAAUACCGUAUUACAUAGCCUACAUUACAUAGAGAAGGUGAUUCAGUGCUAUUGCAUGCGUGACCAAAAAAUGUUCUCACCAAAUUUGGAGGAAGGAUUGUUGACAUAUAUUUGACAUUUGUAUCUAAAAGCAUAAUUUAAAAAUAUUCCAAGUUGGCAUUUUAUGACAUUUUGGCCUCCUUUAAGACUCCAUAAUGUUUAAUCUGUAGGUGCUACAAAGCAGAAAUUGGUGUCGUAUGAAUCUUUACCGCUUGCUCUGUAAUAUGAGUAGUAUUUUGAUUUCAUUUUUUUUUUUUUUACAUUAAUUUAUGAAUAUUGAAAAAUAGAAACAAGCGGUAAAGCUUCAUAUGACACCAUUACAGAGCAAGCGGUAAAGCUUCAUAUGACACCAAUUUUUUCUAUGUAGCACAUACAGAUGAGACAAUGGAGUCUUAAAUUAAAGGAGGCCUGAGUAAGGCCAAAAUGUCCGAAAUAUGCCAACUUUGAUUAAUUCUUUCUCAAUUAUGCUAUUAGAUACAAUGUAAAAUAUAUAACAAUCCUUCCUCCAAAGGACCAUUCUAUGGAUUACAUUUAAUGAAAAUCCCCCAAAUCAUGGUCUUUUUUGUCCUGGUUUCGUGAGGAAUCACUUUAUAGUGUUUCUUCUGAGUAGUAAUGGAAGUGUUGUAUUUAUCACAGCGCACAGUGGAGAGCUACAUUGAGAAGCGAAUGGGCAGCACCUACGGACCUCCUGGAGGACGCAGAAUGACCAUCUUUGUGGAUGACAUCAACAUGCCCAUUGUCAAUGAGUGGGGCGACCAGGUACUGUAGUCAUAGCAUUUCAAUUCAACCCAUCCAUAUAGCCAUCACUGAGGCAGGGCUCUGGACUAACUUUUUCCCCUGGUGGUACUGAUGCCACUAACUUUUCAGUUGAAAGGACCAGCCCAUGAUUUGGUUGCACCCAAAAUAAAUUGCGGCGUCACAAUAGAAAACAUUUGUAAUCACCUUAUAAAGUCAUUCACAGUGACAACAGGAAUUUACAAUGGUUUGCAUUUGCAAAAUAACUGAUUGUGUUUGUUUAUUCUACACACAGAUCACCAACGAGAUAGUCCGUCAGAUGAUGGAGAUGACUGGCAUGUACAGUCUGGACAAACCAGGAGACUUCACCACCAUUGUGGACAUGCAGAUGCUGGCUGCUAUGAUUCACCCUGGGGGAGGCAGGAACGACAUCCCCCAGAGACUGAAGAGACAGUUUACCGUGUUCAACUGUACCCUGCCAUCCAACACCUCCAUCGACAAGAUCUUUGGUAGGCUACUCGCCUCUGAAUUACUUACUGACUAGCUGUGAUGCAGCAAUCAAGUUAUGCAAUAUCACACACACACAGAGUACUUUACGUGUCUCUAUUCCCACAGGCAUCAUGGGCUGUGGAUACUUCCACGAAUGCAGGGAGUUCAAGUCUGAGAUUUCUGAGAUGGUGAAAUAUCUGGUUUCCGCUGGUAGGAUCCUGUGGCAGUGGACCAAGGUAAGCACUGUCCCAAGAUCAGAAUUAAUGCUUUACUGAAUAUAUUUAACCUGGUCCCAGAUCUGUUUGUGAUGUUUGGCAUACUAAAGACCAUAGUAAUUGGCCCUUCGCUAAGCCACGCCUCCUUGGUUACUGUUGCAACCUCGGACAACAUUUUCCCAUGAAGCCCAAUUCCCCAUUCAAACCCCUGGAGAAAACCCCUCAAAAUGAUCUCAAACUGUGUUUUUAAUAGACAAUUAAAUUAAACUCAGACUACCCCUUGCUAAUCAGGAGAUUCUCCGGUAUGUUGGAAUGUCAUUACAAUUGCUUCACGGGAACCUGGUAAAAUUACGUUUGUAGUGUGGCUAGCCACUGGAUGGCUCUGACUAUGCACUAUCAGCAUGCAGUCAAAGCUACUAACCACUUUUGGAGUUAAUUAGUGCUCUCAAAUGUAUCCUGAUGUUGACAGCAGAUGAGAGUUAUAUUAAUAAUAUAGCUAACUUAGCUAGAUAACAUACAUUUGGAGAAAACAAGUUAUAUAAACUCGAUAGCUAGCUAGCGUUAGCUAAAUGUUUUACAGUGGUCAGUGAGAGCUAGCUAACCAGCUAGCAAACACUGCAACAAAGUAUAUUUUCGGAUUUAAAAAAUACUAAUUUCAGGAAUCACAGUCGCAAGUAGCCCUUGUACACUGUUAAAUUAUUUAAACAGUAUUUUUAAAAAUAAACUCUCUGUUUUUGCAACUGCCCUUAUUGGUUUCCAUGCGUUUGAAACUAGAGAUUGUCCAAGGCUGGUUGGUUCUCGAGCAUGGUUAGCAACAGUUGCUAUCCAACGGAGCGCUGCAAUUGGUUGGCGAAAAUUCUGGGGCGGGGCUUAGCAAAGGGUCAAUUGGCUGUACAGCACAAACAGAUCUGGGACCAGACUAGUAUUUGAUCAGUGCAUGAACACAACAUCACAGACGUUCCUAAAUGUUAAUGUAUACCACUACUAUGACCUCCCAGGUGAAAAUGCUGCCCACGCCCUCAAAGUUCCACUACAUCUUCAACUUGAGAGACUUGUCAAGGAUCUGGCAGGGCAUGCUCAUCAUCAAGGCAGAUGAGUGUGAUGAUAUCCCCACCUUGCUGGCGCUGUUCAAGUGUGAAUGCACCAGGGUGAUCGCAGACAGGUACAGACCUGGAAUGAAUAGGGUCCCUGUGAUGAACACUUUGCAUUCACAGUUAUGAUAAAGUCACAAUCAUAAAAAAAAAAUUCAACACAAUUGCAGUCCUGCCACUUGGUUUCCUCUAAAGCUGAGGGAUGGGGCUGGAGAAAUUAUGUAAACAUUGAUGUAGUGCCAUUUUCUUAGCUGCCGGAGCACAAAAGAACAAGUUAACAACGUCAUAAUUUCUCUGAGUUUGUACAAUAGAUGUAGCCUAUUGAAUAUCAUUAUAGCAUAUGCAUGAAAUGCACCCUUCAAAUGCAAUGUCUGCCUAUACCUACACAUAAUGUCUAAAGACAUUUCUAUUUUUAACCCAUUCAUCUCCGUAACGGAAAUUUAAAAAAAUACUCUGGUACACUUGUUCUCUGAGCUUACUGAUGGACAAAUCUACAAUGUGAGUUUUUGAUAUUGUACUAUAUUUAGUCAUUGGAUGCAUGGGGUUACUGUUUUUUAUACAUUUCAUGAAUCAAGUCAUGUGAAUACAUGUUCAAAUGAUCAGAUCUUAAUAAUGUUUUGUAUAUACACUACCGGUCAAAAGUUUUAGAACACCUACUCAUUCAAGGGUUUCUCUUUAUUUUUACUAUUUUCUACAUUGUAGAAUAAUAGUGAAGACAUCAAAACUAUGAAAUAACACAUAUAGAAUCAUGUAGUAACCAAAAAUGUGUUAACCAAAUCAAAAAUAAUUUUGGGAGAUUCUCCAAAUAGCCACUCUUUGCCUUGAUGACAGCUUUGCAUCAAGGCAAAUGGGCCUCACAAUGGGCCUCAGGUUCUCAUCACGGUAUCUCUGUGCAUUCAAAUUGACAUUGAUAAAAUGCAAUUGACAUUCCUGCAGUCAGCAUGCCAAUUGCUUAUACUGUAUAAUAUACUCUAGGAGUGAGUGUGAGUGGAUUUCUUUAGAUAUUGUUUUUAUAUAUGUAUAUAUUGGUACGCUGUUGAGUUUGGCCGCAUGAGAAAAAUGUUUGACCAUUCAGCUAAUCAUCCACAAAUCUCAUAAGAAAUUAGGUGGUGUUUUGGUCUAACAGUACCAUUAUACUAUGCUAUUAUACACUGCUCAAAAAAAUAAAGGGAACACAAAAAUAACACAUACUAGAUCUGAAUGAAUGAAAUAAUCUUAUUAAAUACUUUUUUCUUUACAUAGUUGAAUGUGCUGACAACAAAAUCACACAAAUUAUCAAUGGAAAUCAAAUGUAUUAACCCAUGGAGGUCUGGAUUUGGAGUCACCCUCAAAAUUAAAGUGGAAAACCACACUACAGGCUGAUCCAACUUUGAUGUAAUGUCCUUAAAACAAGUCAAAAUGAGGCUCAGUAGUGUGUGUGGCCUCCACGUGCCUGUAUGACCUCCCUACAACACCUGGGCAUGCUCCUGAUGAGGUGGCGGAUGGUCUCCUGAGGGAUCUCCUCCCAGACCUGGACUAAAGCAUCCGCCAACUCCUGGACAGUCUGUGGCGUUGGUGGAUGGAGCGAGACAUGAUGUCCCAGAUGUGCUCAAUUGGAUUCAGGUCUGGGGAACGGGCGGGCCAGUCCAUAGCAUCAAUGCCUUCCUCUUGCAGGAACUGCUGACACACUCCAGCCACAUGAGGUCUAGCAUUGUCUUGCAUUAGGAGGAACCCAGGGCCAACCGCACCAGCAUAUGGUCUCACAAGGGGUCUGAGGAUCUCAUCUCGGUACCUAAUGGCAGUCAGGCUACCUCUGGCGAGCAAAUGGAGGGCUGUGCGGCCCUCCAAAGAAAUGCCACCCCACACCAUGACUGACCCACCGCCAAACCGGUCAUGCUGGAGGAUGUUGCAGGCAGCAGAACGUUCUCCACGGCGUCUCCAGACUGUCACGUCUGUCACAUGUGCUCAGUGUGAACCUGCUUUCAUCUGUGAAGAGCACAGGGCGCCAGUGGCGAAUUUGCCAAACGUCCUGCGCGGUGUUGGGCUGUAAGCACAACCCCCACCUGUGGACGUCGGGCCCUCAUACCACCCUCAUGGAGUCUGUUUCUGACCAUUUGAGCAGACACAUGCACAUUUGUGGCCUGCUGGAGGUCAUUUUGCAGGGCUCUGGCAGUGCUCCUCCUGCUCCUCCUUGCACAAAGGCGGAGGUAGCGGUCCUGCUGCUGGGUUGUUGCCCUCCUACGGCCUCCUCCACGUCUCCUGAUGUACUGGCCUGUCUCCUGGUAGCGCCUCCAUGCUCUGGACACUACGCUGACAGACACCGCAAACCUUCUUGCCACAGCUCGCAUUGAUGUGCCAUCAAGGAUGAGCUGCACUAUCUGAGCCACUUGUGUGGGUUGUAGACUCCGUCUCAUGCUACCACUAGAGUGAAAGCAGCCAGCAUUCAAAAGUGACCAAAACAUCAGCCAGGAAGCAUAGGAACUGAGAAGUGGUCUGUGGUCACCACCUGCAGAAUCACUCCUUUAUUGGGGGUGUCUUGCUAAUUGCCUAUAAUUUCCACCUGUUGUCUAUUCCAUUUGCACAACAGCAUGUGAAAUGUAUUGUCAAUCAGUGUUGCUUCCUAAGUGGACGGUUUGAUUUCACAGAAGUGUGAUUGACUUGGAGUUACAUUGUGUUGUUUAAGUGUUCCCUUUAUUUUUUUGAGCAGUGUAUUUGGUUCUGUUAUGUUGAAUACUAAUUCAUUAUUAUGUGAUGAACUGAGACAUUGAUUCAGUUUUGAUCUAACUUUAGUAAAUAUUGUGAGAAGUGGCGGACGGCAGCACUACACCCCUGGACGUAACCACUCUCAAAUUCAUAGAUGGAGGACUGACAGUCCAUGAGAAUGAAACCAAUGACCAUAUGGUGAUUGUGUCCCUGUGCUGCAGGUUUGUCUGCUUUGAGGACAAGGUGUGGUUUGAGAAGGCCAUAUCCAGGGUGAUCCAGGAACAUGUGGACCCCAGCCUGGUGCCUGACCUCCACCCUGACCCCUACUUUGUGGACUUCCUGAGAGAGGCUCUCGAGCCCACGGGAGACGAGGCAGACGACGUCUGUUUGGACGCCCCCAAAGUUUACGAACUGGUAAAGAGCCAAGGCACAUUGGCACUAAACUCAGUAGUCUUAUGUUGUCCAAACUAGACAUAAGGGCUGGAUUCCUGGACACAGAUUAAGCCAAGUCCUGGACUGAAAAUAUACAGUACUUCCUGCAUGCUUUUCAGUCCAGGACUAGGCUUAAUCGGUGUCUGGGAAGCAAUCCCUGAAGGUUUAGAUUUCAUCCAUUUGCAAAAUGUGUAUCUAUUUAACCAAAGUAAUGUGUCCUGAUGUCUCAUCAUUAGGUGCCCAGUUUUGAGUUCCUGCGUGAGAAGCUGAUUAUCUAUCAGAGCCAGUACAAUGAGAAUGUUAGAGGGGCCAGUCUGGACCUCGUGUUCUUUACUGAUGCCAUGACUCAUCUCAUCAAGGUUAAGCUAACAUCCUGGCUGCCGUGUUAUUCAUAAUCAGUCAAUAUUACUCUGUCAUCUGUGUUUCGAACUUUUGUUUAAUUAAAAGGUCUUGUAACAACAUCUUUAGAUAAGGUGAGAAUCUUUAUCCUGUGGUCCCCCCACAGAUCUCACGUAUCAUCCGGACAGACUGUGGCAACGCGCUGCUAGUGGGAGUGGGAGGAUCAGGAAAACAGUCUCUCACCCGCCUGGCUUCCUUUAUAGCCGGAUACAGUAUAUUCCAGAUCACCCUGACCAGGUAAGUAUGAGGGGUUAUGUGGUGGAUGGUCAAUAACAGUUAGGUAAAGUAGGUAACAAUGGAUCCUAGAGAUCCUAUUAAAUUACUAGAGGGGCUAUGUCAUAAACCCUCAAAGUUCCAGAAUAGGAUGAUAAUGGCCGUCAUUGUGGUAAAGGAAAUCCAAACCAGUCUAAUUGGAAUGAAUGGCAGUAGAGUCAUAGGUCAUAUUCCUAAUUCUAUGUGAGCAAAGGAUUUGGAAAGAUGAAAGGAGUAUAGUAAGGGCAGCAAUUAGUGUUAUGCAAGCAUUUAAAUUAGGCAAGUCAGUCUCAAAACCAGCUUUAUUGUAUUGAACAUGUAUUUCUAUCUGAAGUAUAGUAGUAAUUCAUUGAUGCUCCAUAUACUAAGGAGAUAAUGAGAGUCCAGCUGAGAAUUGGUCGCUAAUGCCCCUGUUUCCUAUCUACCAGGACGUACAACAUCAGCAACCUGAUGGACGACCUGAAGGUCCUGUACAGAACAGCCGGGGCGGACGGCAAAGGCAUCACCUUUAUUUUCACAGACAACGAGAUCAAGGAUGAGGCCUUCCUGGAGUACCUCAAUAACGUGCUCUCAUCUGGGGAGGUGAUCAAUUUUUUUCUUCUUUUUAGGGGGUAGAUCAGCUUUAAUACUGCAGAUAGAUUGUAGCUUCCAUCAAUGUAAUUGUCUGCAUCAUUUCCAAUCCCCCAUAUAUUUGUUUGUGUGUGUAUAUAUAUAUAUAUAUAUAUAUAUAUAUAUAUACACACACACACACACACAGUGAGGGAAAAAAGUAUUUGAUCCCCUGCUGAUUUUGUACGUUUGCCCACUGACAAAGAAAUGAUCAGUCUAUAAUUUUAAUGGUAGGCUUAUUUGAACAGUAAGAGACAGAAUAACAACAAAAACAUUCAGAAAAACGCAUGUCAAAAAUGUUAUAAAUCGAUUUGCAUUUUAAUGAGGGAAAUAAGUAUUUGACCCCCUCUCAAUCAGAAAGAUUUCUGGCUCUCAUGUGUCUUUUAUACAGGUAACGAGCUGAGAUUAGGAGCACACUCUUAAAGGGAGUGCUCCAAAUCUCAGUUUGUUACCUGUAUAAAAGACACCUGUCCACAGAAGCAAUCAAACAAUCAGAUUCCAAACUCUCCACCAUGGCCAAGACCAAAGAGCUCUCCAAGGAUGUCAGGGACAAGAUUGUAGACCUACACAAGGCUGGAAUGGGCUACAAGACCAUCGCCAAGCAGCUUGGUGAGAAGGUGACAACAGUUGGUGCGAUUAUUCGCAAAUGGAAGAAACACAAAAGAACUGUCAAUCUCCCUUGGCCUGGGGCUCCAUGCAAGAUCUUUUUUUUUAUUUUUUAUUUUUAAGUCAUUUAGCAGACGCUCUUAUCCAGAGCGACUUACAGUUAGUGAUUACAUAUAUAUUUUUUUUAUACUGGCCCCCCGUGGGAAUCAAACCCACAACCCUGGCGUUGCAAACGCCAUGCUCUAUCAACUGAGCUACAUCCCUGCCGGCCAUUCCCUCCCCUACCCUGGACGACGCUGGGCCAAUUGUGCGCCGCCCAUGAGUCUCCCGGUCGCGGCCGGCUGCGACAGAGCCUGGAUUCGAACCAGGAUCUCUAGUGGCACAGUUAGCACUGCGAUGCAGUGCCUUAGACCACUGCGCCACUCAGGAGAUCUCACCUCAUGGAGUUGCAAUGAUCAUGAGAACGGUGAGGAAUCGGCCCAGAACUACACGGGAGGAUCUUCGCAAUGAUCUCAAGGCAGCUGGGACCAUAGUCCUCAAGAAAACAAUUGGUAACACACUACGCCGUGAAGGACUGAAAUCCUGCAGCGCCCGCAAGGUCCCCCUGCUGAAGAAAGCACAUAUACAGGCCCGUCUGAAGUUUGCCAAUGAACAUCUGAAUGAUUCAGAGGAGAACUGGGUGAAAGUGUUGUGGUCAGAUAAGACCAAAAUCGAGCUCUUUGGCCUCAACUCGCCGCGUUUGGAGGAGGAGGAAUGCAGCUUAUGACCCCAAGAACACCAUCCCCAACGUCAAACAUGGAGGUGGAAACAUUAUGCUUUGGGGGUGUUUUUCUGCUAAGGGGACAGGACAACUUCACCGCAUCAAAGGGACGAUGGACAGGCCAUGUACCAUCAAAUCUUGGGUGAGAACCUCCUUCCCUCAGCCAGGGCAUUGAAAAUGGGUCGUGGAUGGGUAUUCCAGCAUAACAAUGACCCAAAAUACACGGCCAAGGAAACAAAGGAGUGGCUCAAGAAGAAGCACAUUAAGGUCCUGGAGUGGCCUAGCCAGUCUCCAGACCUCAAUCCCAUAGAAAAUCUGUGGAGGGAGCUGAAGGUUCGAGUUGCCAAACGUCAGCCUCAAAACCUUAAUGACUUGGAGAAGAUCUGCAAAGAGGAGUGGGACAAAAUCCCUCCUGAGAUGUGUGCAAACCUGGUGGCCAACUACAAGAAAUGUCUGACCUCUGUGAUUGCCAACAAGGGUUUUGCCACCAAGUACUAAGUCAUGUUUUGCAGAGGGGUCAAAUACUUAUUUCCCUCAUUAAAAUGCAAAUCACCUGAACCAAAUCUUAUUUAACGAGGAAAAGUAUAAAAACCACUGCUGUGGUCAUCACUAUCCUCUUGCAAUAGGACCAGCUGGAUGGCAAAAACAGUGCUAAUAGUACAUCAAAAGUAAUAUUAAUCAAAAAAUAACUAUUGACCAUGCCAAAAGAGUUGAAAAGGAAAGUUUUGAGUGAGGAAAAGAAGGGUUCAAUUCUAGCUUUACUGUCAGAGGGAUACAGUGAGCGUCAGGUUGCUUCCAUCCUUAAAAUUUCAAAGACAGCGGUUCAUAAGAACAAGGUCAAGCAGCAGACAUUGGGGACAACAAAGCUACAGACCGGCAGAGGGCUAAAACGACUCUCUACUGACCGGGAUGACCGCCAACUCAUUCGAAUGUCACUCAACAACCGUAGGAUGACAUCAAGUGACCUACAAAAAGAAUGGCAAACGGCAGCUGGGGUGAAGUGCACAGCGAGGACGGUUCGAAACAGGCUCCUAGGGGCAGGGCUGAAGUCGUGCAAAGCUAGAAAAAAGCCCUUCAUCAAUGAGAAGCAAAGAAGAGCCAGGCUGAGGUUUGCAAAAGACCAUAAGGAUUGGACCGUAGAGGACUGGAGUAUGGUCAUCUUCUCUGAUGAGUCCAAUUUUCAGCUUUGCCCAACACCUGGUCGUCUAAUGGUUGGACGGAGACCUGGAGAGGCCUACAAGCCACAGUGUCUCGCACCCACUGUCAAAUUUGGUGGAGGAUUGGUGAUGAUCUGGGGGUCCUUCAGCAAGGCUGGAAUCGGGCAGAUUUGUCUUUGUGAAGGACGCAUGAAUCAAGCCACGUACAAGGUUGUCCUGGAAGAAAACUUGCUUCCUUUUGCUCUGACAUUGUUCCCCAACUCUGAGGAUUGGUUUUUCCAGCAGGACAAUGUGCCAUGCCACACAGCCAGGUCAAUCAAGGUGUGGAUGGAGGACCACCAGAUCAAGACCCUGUCAUGGCCAGCCCAAUCUCCAGACCUGAACCCCAUUGAAAACUUCUGGAAUGUGAUCAAGAGGAAGAAGGAUGGUCGCAAGCCAUCAAACAAAGCCGAGCUGCUUGAAUUUUUGCGCCAGGAGUGGCAUAAAGUCACCCAACAUCAAUGUGAAAGACUGGUGGAGAGCAUGUCAAGAUGCAAGAAAGCUGUGAUUGAAAAUCUGGGUUAUUCCACCAAAUAUUGAUUUCUGAACUCGUCCUAAGUUAAAACAUUAGUAUUGUGUUGUUUAAAAAUGAAAAUGAACUUAUUUUCUUUGCAUUAUUCGAGGUCUGACAACACUGCAUCUUUUUUGUUAUUUUGACCAGUUGUCAUUUUCUGCAAAUAAAUGCUCUAAAUUACAAUAUUUUUAUUUGGAAUUUGGGAGAAAUGUUGUCAGUAGUUUAUAGAAUAAAACAAAAAAUUUAUUUUUACCCAAACACAUACCUAUAAAUAGUAAAACCAGAGAAACUGAUAAUUUUGCAGUGGUCUCAUAAUUAUUUCCACAGCUGUAUAUACAUUUACAUUUACGUCAUUUAGCAGACGCUCUUAUCCAGAGCGACUUACAAAUUGGUGCAUUCACCCUAUAGCCAGUGGGAUAACCACUUUACAAAAUUUUUUUUUUUGGGACACACCUACUCAUUCAAGGGUUUUUCUUUAUUUUUACUAGGGGUGUAACGAUUCGUUUUAACAACGAUUCGAUUUGUAUCACGAUUCGUGGUUGUCGAUACGAUUCAAGGACGAUAUUGGUUCAUUUAGAACGAUAUGAUCCGAAACGAUUCAGUGACUUGAAAUCGAUUCAGUAACCUUUUAGCCAAAAAUUCAACCAGUGUGACUGAAAUAAAUACCUGGAUACUGGACAGUGCAGGUGAAGUUUCCUAGAUUCCUGUUUCUUGUAAGGACCGCAAUGGUGGCUUGAUAAUUUCUCGCUCGUCUGCUUCUCCUCUGUUGUCCGCCAUGCUUUGUUUUGUUGUCUUGGCGCCUUUGCGCUGCUGCUGGCGCGAUGACGUCACGGAUAGGCAGACUGAAUCGAGUAAUGUUUAAAGCCUUUAUCAUUAAAAGUGCUAAGAAAAAACAUCCAUAUAAAGUCUGACGUGCUUAAAUCCAAUGGGUUAUUUCCUAGUAUCGAUACAAUCGAUUUAUUACAUUUUAAAACGAUGUUAGAUCGAUAUAUGUUGUCCAAAAGGCCAACUCGCCGAGCACAGAUCGAUGCAGUUGGAUCAUAGGAAUAUAAAUCGAUACAUCGAUGUAGUAGAUGGAUCGUUACACCCCUAAUUUUUACUAUUUUCUACAUUGUAAAAAAAGUAGUGAAGACAUCAAAACUAUGAAAUAACACAUAUGGAAUCAUGUAGUAACCAAAAAAGUGUUAAACAAAUCAACAUUUAUUUCAGAUUUUAGAUUCUUCAAAGUAGCCACCCUUUGCCUUGAUGACAGUUUGCACCCUCUUGGCAUUCUCUCAACCAGCUUCACCUGGAAUGCUUUUCCAACAGUCUUGAAGGAGUUCCCACAUAUGCUGAGCACUUGUUGGCUGCUUUUCCUUCACUCUGCGGUCCAACUCAUCCCAAACCAUCUCAAUUGGGUUGAGGACGGGUGAUUGUGGAGGCCAGGUCAUCUGAUGCAGCACUCCAUCACUCUCCUUCUUGGUCGAAUAUCCCUUACAUAGCCUGGAGGUGUGUUGGGUCAUUGUCCUGUUGAAAAACAAAUUAUAGUCCCACUAAGCGCAAACCAGAUGGGAUGGCGUAUCGCUGUAGAAUGCUGUGGUAGCCAUGCUGGGUAAGUGUGCCUUGAAUUCUAAAUAAAUCACAGACCGUGUCACCAGCAAAGCACCCCCAUACCAUCACACCACAUCCUCCAUGCUUCACGGUGGGAACCACACAUGCGGAGAUCAUCCGUUCACCUACUCUGCGUCUCACAAAGACAUGCCGGUUGGAACCAAAAAUCUCAAAUUUGAACUCAUCAGACCAAAGGACAGAUUUCCACCAGUCUAAUGUUUCUUGGCCCAAGCAAGUCUCUUAUUAUUAUUGGUGUCCUUUUAGUAUUGGUUUCUUUGCAGCAAUUCGACCAUGAAGGCCUGAUUCACACAGUCUCCUCUGAACAGUUGAUGUUGAGAUGUGUCUGUUACUUGAACUCUGUGAAGCAUUUAUUUGGGCUGCAAUUUCUGAGGCUGGUAACUCUAAUUAACUCAUCCUCUGCAGCAGAGGUAACUCUGGGUCUUCCUUUCCUGUGGCGGUCCUCAUGAGAGCCAGUUUCAUCAAAGCGCUUGAUGGUUUUUGCGACUGCACUUGAAGAAACUUUAAAAGUUCUUAAUUUUCUGGAUUGACUGACCUUCAUGUCUUAAAAUAAUGAUGGACUGUAAUUUCUCUUUGGUUAUUUGAGCUGUUCUUGCCAUAAUAUGGACUUAGUCUUUUACCAAAUAGGGCUAUCUUCUGUAUACCACCCCUACCUUGUCACAACACAACUGAUUGGCUCAAACGCAUUAAGAAGGAAAUAAAUUCCACAAAUUCACUUUUAAGAAGGCAUACCUGUUAAUUGAAAUGCAUUCCAGGUGACUACCUCAUGAAGCUGGUUGAGAGAAUGCCAAGAGUGUGCAAAGCUAUCAUCAUGGCAAAGGGUGGCUACUUUGAAGAAUCUCAAAUAUAAAAUAUAUUUUGAUUUGUUUAACUUUUUUUUUUUUUUUUUUACUACAUGAUUCCAUAUGUUAUUUCAUAGUUUUGAUGGCUUCACUAUUAUUCUACAAUGUAGAAAAUAGUACAAAUAAAGAAAAACCGUGUAAUGAGUAGGUGUGUCCAAACUUUUGACUGGUACUGUAAAUACACAUGUAUUAUUAAAAUAUAUUUUCCUUUAUUAUUUUCCCCUAUGAUCAAGUUACUCUGUUAUCUAACGUUAUUCUAACGCUACUCUAGUGAAAGAAAAAGUUCAAAUUUUUCAUUCUUAAGUAUUUAGCUUGUUGUGUGCAGGUGUCCAACCUGUUUGCUCGUGACGAGCUGGACGAGAUCACUCAGAACCUCAUCGGUGUGAUGAAGAAAGAGUUGCCUCGCGUCCCGCCCACCUUCGACAACCUGUACGACUACUUUAUCUCCCGGGCCAGGAAGAACCUGCACGUGGUGCUCUGCUUCUCUCCUGUAUGAUUUAGUAAUACUGGAAACAUAAAAACACCACCUCCAAUAUUGUCACUCAACAAUUCCGGAGUUUGUUAUGUAGUUGUCCCAUUAAUAGUAUUUGCCAGAGUUGUUGCAUAGAUAGGUUUGCUGGCAUCAGCCGUUGUGGGUGGAGUGAAAUUACAUUCUUUCAUAUCUUUAUUGUGCAUAUUCGUUCGUAUUCAUUCAUCCAUCUAUUUAUUUCCCGACAGGUUGGUGAGAAGUUCCGCUCACGCUCCCUGAAGUUCCCAGGUCUGAUCUCAGGCUGUACUAUGGACUGGUUCACUCCCUGGCCCAGCGAGGCUCUAGUGGCUGUGUCCCAGUACUUCCUCUCUGACUUCCACAUGAUAUGCUCCCUCGAGGUCAAAGCCGCAGUGGUACAGACCAUGGGCAUAUACCACGAUAAAGUGUCCUUCACCUGCGAGAGCUACUUUGACAGGUAGUCGACUGAAGUUGGAAACUCUCAUGCAAAUCUAGUCUUCAAACCACAUUUACAUUUAUAAAUGACAAGAAUUUACAUGUCAGAUAGUACAGUUAUGUCAAACAAAUGGCGUCCAUUUCUAAUACCCAAAGCCUGUCUGAAUAACCUACGAGUGUGUUUUAAUUUGUCCACCCCAGGUUCCGAAGAAGAACUCAUGUGACCCCUAAAUCCUACCUGUCUUUCAUCAAUGGAUACAAGACGGUAUACAGUGAAAAUUACAACUUUAUCAACACACUGGCUAAGCGCAUGAAUGUUGGUAUGGAAAUCCAAUGGAGUGGCUACUAGCCAAGGCAUAAUAAUGAACUUCGUACAAACUGCUUAUUAUAUUGUAAAGAAAAUAAAUGUUGUGAUUUCUUGUCAGAUUGCGGUUUUGUGUAAAUGCUUUGUAUUGCAGGUCUGACCAAACUGUUGGAGGCUAGCGAGUCUGUGGCUCAGCUGUCCAAAGACCUGGUGGUUAAGGAGAAAGAGCUGGCUCUGGCCUCCAUCAAAGCAGACAAGGUAAAUGGGAAAUAAAAUAGAAACCAUAGAAAGAGAAUUUAAUUAUAUUUUUAUGUAGGAAUCACCCUUUCACAUCCAUUCACAGAAUACACUCAUGUAAAGUUUGACUGCUGAUCCGGGAUCUGUUGUCUUGUCUGUACAGGUGCUGGCAGAGGUGACAGUAAGCGCUGAAGCAGCCACCAUCGUAAAAGCUGAGGUCCAGAUUGUAAAGGACAGAGCCCUGAAGAUUGUGGAGGGCAUUGAGAAGGAGAAAGCCUUUGCCGAGGUCAAGCUGAAAGCGGCUAAACCGGCUUUAGCGGAGGCAGAGGCCGCUCUGAAUGUGAGUCUUACUGUACAUGAAAAUAUAAAUUUGAAAAAGACAGAAAUAGAUUUUGGGCAAUGUUCAGUAGGCAACAAAACGGAAGAUAAAGGACUGAAAUAGGGAGGGUACUACCGCAACUUUUCCUUUUGCGAAAUGUUUUCUAUUACAUGCCCUAAUGAUCUCAACCCUGUUAUAUAUUCUCCUCAGACCAUUAAAGCGGCUGACGUAGCCACGGUGAGGAAGCUGGCCAAACCUCCCCACCUCAUCAUGAGGAUCAUGGACUGCUGUGUGCUGCUCUUCCAGAAGAAGCUGGACACCAUCACCAUGGACCCAGAGAGGCCCUGCCACAAGCCCUCCUGGGGAGAGGCACUCAAGGUCAGAAAGCCUCCAUUCUAGUCUCUACCAGACUCAUAGAUCUUUACAUCUCUCUAUGUAUGACUCUGGUAAUAAUAGUAGAACAAAAUAGAAUAGAAGAGGCCUAGAUAUAUUGUCCUUGGAGAAGGAUAUUCUUCUUACCAAUAUUUUACACUAUACACACACACAUCAAACCAUCAGAUAAUCACCCAGAUGUUACAUUUACAUUCCCAGUCCCAUCUCUGUAUAUUGAAUUGAUUUGUUGUAGCUAAUGUAUUGGUUUGGUUUGUUGUAGCUAAUGUAUUGGUUUGGUUUGUUGUGCUAAUGUCUUGGUUUUGUUUAUUGUAGCUAAUGUCUUGGUUUGGUUUGUUGUAGCUAAUGUAUUGGUUUGGUUUGUUUUAGCCAAUGUCUUGGUUUGGUUUGUUGUAGCUAAUGUCUUGGUUUAGUUUGUAGCUAAUGUAUUGGUUUAGUUUGUAGCUAAUGUAUUGGUUUAGUUUGUAGCUAAUGUCUUGGUUUAGUUUGUUGUAGCUAAUGUCUUGGUUUAGUUUGUUGUAGCUAAUGUAUUGGUUUGUUGUAGCUAAUGUAUUGGUUUGGUUUGUUGUAGCUAAUGUCUUGGUUUGGGGGUUUGUUGUAGCUAAUGUAUUUGUUUGGGGGUUUGUUGUAGCUAAUGUAUUGGUUUGGGGGUUUGUUGUAGCUAAUGUAUUGGUUUGGGGGUUUGUUGUAGCUAAUGUAUUGGUUUGGGGGUUUGUUGUAGCUAAUGUAUUGGUUUGGGGGUUUGUUGUAGCUAAUGUAUUGGUUUGGGGGUUUGUUGUAGCUAAUUUAUUGGUUUGGGGGUUUGUUGUAGCUAAUGUUAUUGGUUUGGGGGUUUGUUUUAGCUAAUGUCUUGGUUUGGGCCAAAGUCCCCCCCCCCCCCCCCCCAUGUGCUUUAGCUAAUGAGCUGUGUCCUUUUUGUUACCUCAAUUGUUGACCUUCUGUUUUUUGUUGUUGUUGUCUUUUUAGCUAAUGAGCGGCAGUGGUUUCAUGGCAUCGCUGCAGCAGUUCCCCAAGGACAGCAUCAACGAGGAGAUGGUGGAGCUACUGCAGCCCUACUUCCAGAUGGAGGACUACACAUUCGAGUGUGCCAAGAAGGUGUGUGGCAACGUGGCAGGCCUGCUCUCCUGGACCUCCGCCAUGGCCACCUUUUUCGGCAUCAACAAGGAAGUGCUGCCACUCAAGGUACGGGGAACAGACGCUGAAUGAUUCUACCCUCCAUAAAGUAUGGGAACACUAUUUGUGUGUGUGUGUGUGUGUGAUCCGAUAUAUUGGAGUAUUGGGGCCAACUCGUUGGGGCCAAAUCCCCGAGCUGACAAGGUAAAAAUCUGUUGUUCUGCCCCUGAGCAAGGCGGUUAACCCACUGUUCCCUGGGCGCCGAUGGCGUGGAUGUCGAUUACGGCAGCCCCCCCGCACCUCUUUGAUUCAGAGUAGUUGGGUUAAAUGCGGAAGACACAUUUCAGUUGAAUGCAUUCAGUUGUACAACUGACUAGGUAACCCCAUUUCCCUUUAGAUAAGCAUUGUGAACAGUAUUGUUUCUCGACGUGUGUGGACAGGCUAACUUGAUUAUCCAAGAGGGCAGACUAACGAUAGCCAAUUCCGAGCUAGCCAGUGCUCAGUCUCAGCUGGAUGAGAAACAGGCUGAGUUGGACAAAGUACAGGCCAAGUUCGAUGCUGCCAUGAAAGAGAAACAGGUGAGGUCCAAUCCUUUAAAAAAUAAUGUUCUAUAUUCUUAAAUUAGGAAUAUUGCAAAAAUAAAUAGAAAUGUAUAGAUAGAAUAGCAGAAUAGAAUGUAGUUCAAACAGUUGAUUUUGUGAUGCUUUACAGGAUUUGCUGGACGAUGCAGAGAUGUGCAGGAAUAAAAUGGUGGCAGCGUCAGCACUCAUUGAUGGGCUUAGUGGAGAGAAAGUGCGCUGGACAGAGCAGAGCAAACAGUUUAAAUCACAGAUCAACAGGCAGGUUACAGAUAAGAGAAGGAUAGCAUAACGUUUCUUUACUUUCAGUAUUCUGACUGAAGUCAUUAUUACUAUGUACAAAGAUUUAAUGCAAUGUAAUACAAUAAACUACAGACAAUAUCAAUGCUCAGUUCUUUCCCUUAGAGGCUUUUCAAUGUGACCAUUGACCAUAUUUUGUCCUCUCUUUGGAUAGACUCGUAGGGGACGUCCUCCAGCUCACUGGCUUCCUGUCGUACUGUGGACCCUUCAACCAGAACUUCCGCAACAUGCUCCUAAAAGACAUCUGGGAAGCAGAGCUCCGGAAGAGGAAAAUCCCCUUCACGGAUAACCUCAAUAUUAUCUCUAUGCUGGUGGACCCACCUACUGUAAGAAAAGAUCAUGAACACAGUAGUGAAUUGAAUAGAAUUUUACUUUUGAGUUACAAACAAAACAGUCAUCGACAAAAUGUACAUUUAAAUCCCAUAGGAUAACAAAUGAAAAUAUGAAUGAAAACACUUAUUUCCAAAGUGGUUCUUAGUAUCCAUUCCACUGAACCAGAAGUUGUACGAAUUGUGUUUUGUUAUGUCCCAGAGCACCACAUUGAAACAUCCUUCCCUUUUCUGUGUGUCAGAUAAGCGAGUGGAACCUACAGGGACUGCCUGGAGACGACUUGUCAGUGCAGAACGGCAUCAUUGUGACCAAGGCCACGAGGUUCCCUCUCCUCAUCGACCCUCAGACCCAGGGCAAGGCGUGGAUUAAAAAGAAAGAAAAAGCCAAUGAUCUACAGGUAAGCCAUUCACUUCUCACAUUCACACUCUUAUAAACACACACACCAGUGUGAAAACUAAAUAUAUUGGUUCAGUGUAUUCCCAAGAAGUCAUGAAUGGCCAUGUUCAGUAGGUGGAAAGUGUUUUAAAACGGAAUGAUACGGGGAGGUACUACAUUAAUGUAUCCAAUAGGAACACAGCAUUUUGUUUUCCCCUACUGAACACGACCAUGAUAUCUCUUGCAGGUCACGUCCCUCAACCACAAGUACUUCCGUACCCACCUGGAGGACAGUCUGUCGAUGGGACGACCGCUGCUCAUCGAGGACGUCCGAGAGGAUCUGGACCCCGCCCUGGACAACGUGCUAGAGAAGAACUUCAUCAAGUCUGGCUCCACCUAUAAGGUACAUACAGUGGGGAGAACAAGUAUUUGAUACACUGCCGAUUUUGCAGGUUUUCCUACUUACAAAGCAUGUAGAGGUCUGUAAUUUUUAUUAUAGGUACACUUCAACUGUGAGAGACAGAAUCUAAAACAAAAAUCCAGAAAAUCACAUUUUAUGAUUUUUAAGUCAUUAAUUUGCAUUUUAUUGCAUGACAUAAGUAUUUGAUACAUCAGAAAAGCAGAACUUAGUAUUUGGUACAGAAACCUUUGUUUGCAAUUACAGAGAUCAUACGUUUCCUGUAGGUCUUGACCAGGUUUGCACACACUGCAGCAGGGAUUUUGGCCCACUCCUCCAUACAGACCUUCUCCAGAUCCUUCAGGUUUCGGGGCUGUCGCUGGGCAAUACAGACUUUCAGCUCCCUCCAAAGAUUUUCUAUUGGGUUCAGGUCUGGAGACUGGCUAGGCCACUCCAGGACCUUGAGAUGCUUCUUACAGAGCCACUCCUUAGUUGCCCUGGCUGUGUGUUUCGGGUCGUUGUCAUGCUGGAAGACCCAGCCACGACCCAUCUUCAAUGCUCUUACUGAGGGAAGGAGGUUGUUGGCCAAGAUCUCGCGAUACAUGGCCCCAUCCAUCCUCCCCUCAAUACGGUGCAGUCGUCCUGUCCCCUUUGCAGAAAAGCAUCCCCAAAGAAUGAUGUUUCCACCUCCAUGCUUCACGGUUGGGAUGGUGUUCUUGGGGUUGUACUCAUCCUUCUUCUUCCUCCAAACACGGCGUGUGGAGUUUAGACCAAAAAGCUCUAUUUUUGUCUCAUCAGACCAUAUGACCUUCUCCCAUUCCUCCUCUGGAUCAUCCAGAUGGUCAUUGGCAAACUUCAGACGGGCCUGGACAUGCGCUGGCUUGAGCAGGGGGACCUUGCGUGCGCUGCAGGAUUUGAAUCCAUGACGGCGUAGUGUGUUACUAAUGGUUUUCUUUGAGACUGUGGUCCCAGCUCUCUUCAGGUCAUUGACCAGGUCCUGCCGUGUAGUUCUGGGCUGAUCCCUCACCUUCCUCAUGAUCAUUGAUGCCCCACGAGGUGAGAUCUUGCAUGGAGCCCCAGACCGAGGGUGAUUGACCGUCAUCUUGAACUUCUUCCAUUUUCUAAUAAUUGCGCCAACAGUUGUUGCCUUCUCACCAAGCUGCUUCCCUAUUGUCCUGUAGCCCAUCCCAGCCUUGUGCAGGUCUACAAUUUUAUCCCUGAUGUCCUUACACAGCUCUCUGGUCUUGGCCAUUGUGGAGAGGUUGGAGUCUGUUUGAUUGAGUGUGUGGACAGGUGUCUUUUAUACAGGUAACGAGUUCAAACAGGUGCAGUUAAUACAGGUAAUGAGUGGAGAACAGGAGGGCUUCUUAAAGAAAAACUAACAGGUCUGUGAGAGCUGGAAUUCUUACUGGUGGGUAGGUGAUCAAAUACUUAUGUCAUGCAAUAAAAUGCAAAUUAAUUACUUAAAAAUCAUACAAUGUGAUUUUCUGGAUUUUUGUUGAAGUGUACCUAUGAUAAAAAUUACAGACCUCUACAUGCUUUGUAAGUAGGAAAACCUGCAAAAUCGGCAGUGUAUCAAAUACUUGUUCUCCCCACUGUACAUAACACAGCUCUCAGAUCAGUUUGACUUGAAAAGCAGUGUUGUGAAAUAGCCUGGUUAAACCAGACUGAACACUGUGUUCACCAUGAAACGUAGCGAAAUCUGUUUGGGUGCCAGGCUAAUUGGGAAAUGAGGCUCCCAUUCAAACCUGUGCUCAUUGGUUGUAGGUGAAAGUGGGAGACAAGGAGACCGACGUGAUGGAUGGCUUCCAGCUCUACAUCACCACCAAGCUGCCUAACCCGGCGUACACGCCCGAGGUCAGCGCCAAGACCUCCAUUAUAGACUUCACCGUCACCAUGAAGGGUCUGGAGAACCAGCUGCUGGGCCGAGUCAUCCUCACCGAGAAAUACGUAAGCCUUCAUAAAUCCUUUAUAAACCAUUCAUAACCCCUUUAUAAAACCUAUAUAAACAUUUUCUCUCAGGACUUCAGAGGCAUGAUUUGGGUGUUACAUGGAUGUUCUGAUGGUGCUGUAACAGGAGCUGGAGGCAGAGAGAGUCAAGCUGAUGGAGGAUGUGACGGCCAAUAAGAGGAAGAUGAAGGAGUUAGAGGACAACCUGCUGUACAAGCUCAGCUCCACCAAGGGUAUUGACUCCUAGGAUAAACAAAUAAUAUUAAGUGUUACAUCUGAUGUUUGGAUAAUGUCUCAAAUACUCAGACUGCUCAAUCUGCAUGUGUGUGUGUGUGGUAUGUGUCUGUCUGUCUAUCUGUGUUUGCGUGUGUUUCCGUCUGUGUGGGUGCAUGCGUGCGUCUUGUGUGUCAAGGUUCCCUGGUGGACGACGAAUCCAUGAUUGGCAUCCUGUCGGUGACCAAGCUGACAGCGGCCGAGGUGAGCGAGAAGCUGCACGUGGCGGCCGAGACGGAGGUGAAGAUCAACACGGCUUCAGAGGAGUACCGGCCGGCCGCCUCGCGUGGCAGCAUCCUCUACUUCCUCAUCACCGAGAUGAGCAUGGUCAACGUCAUGUACCAGACCUCCCUGGCACAGUUCCUCAAGAUCUUCGACCUCUCCAUGGCCAAGUCAGUACCAGGAUGGGAUUUUUCCUGAUUAAUCAGGAAUUCCUGCUUUUCAGAUAUUUAUCCUUCAUUCAAAUAUAAUGGACCUAUCCCAAAAUCCUGAUUUUCCUGAUCAAAUCCCUCAGUACACGGAACACAUAGCAAAUUCACCAACUUGUUUACCCUUUAAUACUUUUUUUUUAUCAAGUUUGUGUACACCCACAUUAUAUCAGUCCAUACCAGAGGUCUCCAACCUUUUCUAGCAAGAGAGCUACUUUUAAAAAAGGAAACAAGCUACUCUUUUUCUUCUAGCUUACAAUUAGGCACAUUAUUCUCUUCUCCUCUCCCCUGCAACUCUUCCCCAGGUCCUUAGUGUAUAAGAGAAAGUAGGGCACUAUGUUUUCUGCCAAUAUACCUGGUAAAAUAAAGGUUAAUAAACAACUUAAAGGGGGGGGGGGCUAUAAAAUCUGUGAUUUAUAUUAUAUAUUCCCAAAUUAUGUUUUCUCCGUUUUAUUUUUCCUGGUUUUUGGUUUUGUUUUUCACUCUCAAAAUUACAAUUGUUCAUGCAGAUUUGACACAAACCGGUGCGCCUGGCACAUACUACCAUACCCCGUUCAAAGGCACUUAAAUAUUUUGUCUUGCUCGUUCACCCUCUGAAUGGCACACAUACACAAUCCAUGUCUCUAUUGUCUCAAUAAUUAAAAAUCCUUCUUUAACUUGUCUCCUCCCCUUCAUCUACAUUGAUUUGAAGUGGAUUUAACAAGUGACAUCAAUAAGGGAUCAUAACUUUCACCUGGACUCACCUGAUCAGUCUAUGUCAUGUCUCCUGAGUGGCGCAGUGGUCUAAGGCACUGCAUCGCAGUGCUAAUCUGUGCCACUAGAGAUCCUGGUUCGAAUCCAGGCUCUGUCGCAGCCGGCCGCGACCGGGAGACUCAUGGGCGGCGCACAAUUGGCCCAGCGUCGUCCAGGGUAGGGGAGGGAAUGGCCGGCAGGGAUGUAGCUCAGUUGAUAGAGCAUGGCGUUUGCAACGCCAGGGUUGUGGGUUCGAUUCCCACGGGGGGCCAGUAUAAAAAAAAAAUGUAUUCACUAACUGUAAGUCGCUCUGGAUAAGAGCGUCUGCUAAAUGACUAAAAUGUAAAUGUAAUGGAAAGAGCAGGUGUUCUUAAUGUUUGUAUACUCUGUGUACUUCUGCCAGGUAAGCCUACUUUGCAGUUAACAUUUAAUUGAGAAGGUUUUGGGGAAAAUAUUUCUGUCAACCCAGAAGACUGUUAUCACAUCAACUGGCAACACGCGUAGUGAUAGACAUAUGCGCACACCACACAGACAGACAGACGGGCAAUAUUGCUCAAAUUAAUUGGCAGAUAUUGUGUUAGGUUUGGCUUCUUAAGCUAAUAGUGGUUAACCAGGGGUGGUGUAAUGCCAAUGUUGCGUUGAUUAGGUAGUAGCUGGGAGCUUGCGGUGUCUGUCUGAUACUUGUGCGAUUUCUUAAUGACCGUUUGUGGUGGAACACGUGAAAAUUGCUUGUACUUUCAGAAUUGUUUGCCGAGCUACUCAUAGGUGGGCUGCAAGCUACAAGUAACUUGCGAUUGACCUGUUAGAGACCCUUGGUCCAUACAAACAGAAAUAGAUGAGCCUGACAAAUGGCAUAAAUGGUCUAAAUCUAAAUACACAACAGCGUUUAUAAAUGUAUAAAAGAACAGACAUGGGACCUGUACCAUUUGAUCAAUAUUCAUUAUAGGUAUAGUUCUUUCUCAUCAACCUCUAGAUUUGAACCCUUUAUUGGUGUUUGUUUUCCUCACGCAGGUCAGACAAGUCUCCUCUCACUCAGAAGCGUAUUGCUAACAUCAUCGAGUACCUGUCCUUCGAGGUGUUCCGCUACACGGUCCGAGGGCUGUACGAAAACCACAAGUUCAUCUUCACCCUGCUGUUGGCGCUCAAGAUCGACCUGCAGAAGAACAACGUCAAGCAGAACGAGUUCCAGAUCCUCAUCAAAGGUAUCAGAUCCUCACUACUGAUCCUAGUUAACAUAUCUCUGUAUAGGUAGCAGUGUAGUAAUGAAGUAAUGGUUUUAUUAAUAGUACAUAUGUAAUGUUCUCUGUGUGUUACAGGGGGUGCUGCUUUAGACUUGAAGGCGUGUCCUUCCAAGCCGUUCCGUUGGAUCCUGGAUCUGACCUGGCUCAACUUGGUGGAACUCAGCAAACUGUCACAGUUCAUGGAGAUCAUGAACCAGGUGGGGUGUCAUCAUUAGCAAUGGUCACAGCUUUGUCUGAGGAGUACACUACAUUGCCUUUACUUCUCUAUUCAUCUUGUAGGUCUCUCGUAAUGAGAAGGGCUGGAAGGUGUGGUUUGACAUGGACAACCCUGAGGAUGGUGUGAUUCCUGAUGGAUACAACGACUCCUUGGAUGUCUUCCAUAAACUACUGCUCAUCAGGUGAGCUCCUGCUUCUCUGGGUGAUUGUCUCUUAUCCAGAUCUUAUACAUCAAGAUUGUAAAAAAAUUAAUAAAAAGAGCCUUUAAAAGCCUCUUGAGGUUGUGGCUAGCGCAUUCAGGUUCGAACCCAGGUUUGGUUGUACUCUCUCCUCACAGAUCAUGGUGCCCUGACCGCACCCUGUCCCAGGCCAGGAAGUACGUUGGAAACUCGAUGGGCAUGAGGUUCGCUGAGCCUGUCAUCCUGAACCUGGAGAGUACCUGGGAGGAGAGCGACACCCGCACCCCCCUCAUCUGCUUCCUCUCCAUGGGCUCUGAUCCCACCAACCAGAUCGACGCUCUGGCCAAGAAACUCCGGCUAGGUUAGCCCCAUGCCUAUCACCCUUUAGUUUAAGAGCAGUCUGAGACCCUGAAUUAAUCACUAACAUGAGUCACUGACAAGACUGUCAUUGUGAUAUUGUGUUUAUAUGUUGCAGAGUUCAGAGCGAUAUCAAUGGGCCAAGGUCAGGAGAUCCAUGCAAGGAGGCUCUUACAGAUGUCAAUGACACAGGUGAGAGCUUCUGAGGUUCAACUCUUUGUAAAUAAAUGUAGUGUACAGCAUAUACAAAUAUUUUCACCUACCUAACGUGUUUGCAUGUGUACACACAAACAGGGUGGCUGGGUCCUGCUCCAGAACUGCCAUCUGGGCCUGGAGUUCAUGGAUGAGCUGCUGGAGACGGUCACCACAGUGGAGACAAUGCACGACAGCUUCAGAGUGUGGAUCACCACCGAGCCCCACGACCGCUUCUCCAUCACCUUGUUACAGGUAAAGGCCCUGUAUACACCUACACAGACAACACCAGUAAUCUCCCCAGCAAUCUGACAUUAUCCUUCAUUCAUGUGAAACGGACCUAUCCCCUAGCCAAAAUCCAGAUUUGUUAUAUUGUCCUAGUCACAUCCCUUAUGUCUAAGAAUAAAUAUUUGCUGACCGGAUUGUUUUCUUUCUUCCAGUCCUCUAUCAAGUUCACCAAUGAUCCUCCCCAGGGGGUGCGGGCUGGCUUGAAGCGUACGUUUGCUGGAAUCUCUCAGGAUCAGCUGGAAAUCUGCAACCUGCCCAUGUGGAAACCCAUGCUUUACAACGUAGCCUUCCUACACACUGUGGUGCAGGUACAGACUCAGCACACUGUCUUGAUACAUUCAUGUUUCUAGAUAAAUACUGUAUUUAAUGUAAUUUACUGAUUUUUGCCUUGUUUUUGUUGUAGGAACGUCGUAAAUUCGGGCCUCUGGGUUGGAACAUCCCGUAUGAGUUCAACUCAGCUGACUUCACAGCCAGUGUGCAGUUUGUCCAGAACCACUUGGAUGAAUGCAGCCCCAAGAAGGUACUAUCAAAAUAGUAUAGGCCUAUCCGAAGCUACAGUGACUAUAAGUGUGCUCACAGACCUACACGUGACGAUUUCCCUGCGUUUUUCUCCAGGGUGUCUCAUGGGUCACGGUGCGUUACAUGUUAGGGGAGGUGCAGUACGGAGGAAGGGUCACUGAUGACUACGACAAGCGGCUGCUCAACUGUUUCUCUCGGGUAAUGUCAUUUUCCUUUUCAGUUAAUGCAACUGUCUUGAUCAAUAUGUUGUACAUGUGGGUAAUCAUGUGGGAAGCACAGACUUGUUCUAAGCAUUAUGCGUUCCCAACAGGUGUGGUUCAAUGACAAGAUCUUUGAGCCGACAUUCUGCUUCUACACAGGAUACAAAGUGCCUGUGUGUAAGACAGUGGAGCAGUAUAUGGAGUAUAUCGCGACCCUGCCUGCACUGGACACACCUCAGGUCUUUGGUCUGCAUCCCAACGCAGACAUCACGUAAGACACCGUAGAUCAUCACAACGCUCCACUCUUAUCAUGUCUAUGCUGUGUGUGAGUCUUAAUACUCAAUAUGAAUAUUAUAUAACUAUUCUUGUUCAGAUAUCAGACCAACACGUCUGCUGAGGUGCUGGACACCAUCACCAACAUCCAGCCCAAGGAAAGUGGAGGAGGAGCAGGGGAGACAAGAGAGUCCAUCGUCUACAGACUGGCAGAGGACAUGCUGGAGAAGCUGCCCCCCAACUACGUACCUCAUGAUGUCAGUGCUCACUCUGUUUAUGGAGGAUAUGAUGCCAAGUCAUGUUCAGUAGGAACACAAUGUAGCAAAAUGUUUUGCAACGAAUAAUACAAAUUGAUGUUCUCUUUGGACAAAUUCCGGUAAUACCUCAGUUUCAAAAUGUUUACCACCUACUGAACACAGCCCAUAUGGUUCUAAUGAUGGACUUAGCAUUAAGAUGCUUUUGGGAAACUGGGCCCUGGGCUGUACAGAGCGAAUACACUAUGCUCACACACCAAAUUCUAUUGUGAUGUGUACUGUAGGUGAAAGCCAGGCUGGUGAAGAUGGGUGCCUUGAACUCCAUGAACAUCUUCCUACGCCAAGAGGUGGACCGCAUGCAGAGGAUCAUAGGAGUGGUGCGCACCAGUCUGGUCGACCUCAAACUCGCCAUCGACGGUACCAUCAUCAUGAGCGAAGUAAUAGAGCUAGCUAGAAUGACCACUAUAAUGUACUACAACUAUAUUACAUGUUAACACUUUACAUUGUGUUAUACUUCAAAUUAUUAUUUAUAGGUUUAUAGCUUAUAAAUCUGUAAUAAACAGUAAUAACAAUGUCUGAAAUGUCUGUGUUAUUUUGGUGCUUGAAUAUUCAAUGUCAUAUUCAUGUUUUACCUCCUAGAACCUGCGUGAUGCCCUGGACAACAUGUUUGACGCGCGCAUCCCCAACAUGUGGAAGAAGAUCUCGUGGGAGUCGUCCACUCUUGGCUUCUGGUUCACUGAGCUGCUGGAGAGGAACACACAGUUCUACAGCUGGGUGUUUGAAGGCAGACCCAAGACAUUCUGGAUGACUGGCUUCUUCAACCCUCAGGGUGAGUCUCGUUCAAAACAUGAAUUAGGCCAACUGAUCAAACUUGCAGGGUAAUUUCAAUUUACUUGUAAUAUUCAAAAUACAGUUCAGCAUAAAUUAGUGUAAUCUAUUUUACAAGGACAUUUUUGUCAUGUCUUCAUCCUAUUACAUCAUUGAAGAUAUUAGAUAAAUGUGUUAAUGGAUUAUAAUGGCAUAUCUCUUUAUGUUUGCUCCAUCUGUAUGGCUGCAGGUUUCCUGACAGCCAUGAGGCAGGAGGUAACCAGGGCUCACAAGGGCUGGGCUCUGGACACAGUCACCCUGCAUAACGACGUGCUGAAGCAGAGCAAGGAGGAGAUCACUGCCUCUCCUGCUGUAAGUAGCCUCAUGCAAAAUAGUGUAAUUGACAACACAUGUACUACAUACAGCUUUCCCUUUUUACCUCUCAAUGCCAUCCAUCAUACUCUUAUCUCUGUCUCUCAGGAGGGGGUCUACGUCUACGGUUUGUACCUGGACGGGGCCGGCUGGGACAGAAGGAACUGCCGUCUCAUCGAAGCCACUCCCAAGGUGUUGUUCUGCCCCCUGCCCGUUAUUCACAUGUUCGCCAUCAACUCCACCGCCCCCAAGGACCCGAAGUUCUACAUCUGCCCAGUCUACAAGAAGCCUCGGCGCACAGACCUCACCUACAUCACAGGGGUUGUGAUACGCACGGUGCAGUCACCCGAUCACUGGAUCUUACGUGGUGUUGCCUUGCUCUGUGACAUCAAAUGA
Messenger RNA from Coregonus sp. 'balchen', 48985 nucleotides. The record is from the annotation of a GenBank genome assembly. NCBI's taxonomy places the organism in Eukaryota, Metazoa, Chordata, Actinopteri, Salmoniformes, Salmonidae.